CAGGUCACGCAGUCAUCUGUCUGAAUUUCAACCCUCCCUGCUACAAUGAGUAAAGCCUCGUCUGGCCCAAAAGCUGGGCGAGAAGGCACAACUCAGGUAAGGUGACGUUAAUGUAUUCUAUGAAAUCUCGCUGAAGGCUAUGACAUAGACUGGGGAUAUGAAUCCAACUGCAGGGUGACACAGACAGAAGGGAGCAAUGAGAUACGAAGUCUGUCUCUCCCACUGCAGGGUGACACAGACAGAAGGAGCUAUGGGAUACGGAAUCUGUCCCUCCCACUGCAGGGUGACACAGACAGAAGGAGCUAUGGGACACGGAGUCUGUCCCUCCCACUGCAGGGUGACACAGACAGAAGGAGCUAUGGGACACGGAGUCUGUCCCUCCCACUGCAGGGUGACACAGACAGAAGGAGCUAUGGGACACGGAGUCUGUCCCUCCCACUGCAGGGUGACACAGACAGAAGGAGCUAUGGGACACGGAGUCUGUCCCUCCCACUGCAGGGUGACACAGACAGAAGGGAGCUAUGGGACACGGAGUCUGUCCCUCCCACUGCAGGGUGACACAGACAGAAGGAGCUAUGGGACACGGAGUCUGUCCCUCCCACUGCAGGGUGACACAGACAGAAGGAACUAUGGGACACAGAGUCUGUCCCUCCCACUGCAGGGUGACACAGACAGUAGGAGCUAUGGGACACAGAGUCUGUCCCUCCCACUGCAGGGUGACACAGUCAGUCAGAUAGUAGUAAUAAUAUUAAUAACCAUAAAAGCAGUAAUAAUAUUAUAGCAGUAAUAUUAAUAGCAGUAAUAGUAAUAAUAAUAACAGUAAUAAUGAUAUGGUGUGAGGGGAUUUCAGCUAGGCCCAAAAUUAAGUAGGCCUAAAAUCUCCACAUGGCAUUUAGAAGUACAGGUAUCUGUUGUAUCUGUUAGUUACAUGUAGCUAAGAUACCGUCAUUAAUGUACUGAGCAUGUGCAAGAACUGAAACCACAUUCCAUUCUCCUAAAAGGGCCGUUGCCUGUCCAUAUAAGGUGAUCCUGUGUAUCCUGUUUGCAGAUUGGUGUAAGGGUACAGAUGGGGGAUGCAUAGCUUAUAAAAAGCCUCUACUCCAUGUGCUCAGGGAUCAGACAUUUUGAACAGGAGUUCAGCUGAGACCUGAUCAGUGAGAAUAAAGACCUUUACUUCCUGAAAAGACCUGUGUCCGGGACUCUCUGUGCGUGGCUUCCUCAGUGUUUCCCUGCAACAGUGGGAUAAGGAUGUUGUGGAUCAAAACAAGUGUUCAAUUAUUUGAAUAUCUGCCCCUGUCCAAAUUAUUAAAAAUAAUUGCGUGCACGCUCUGAAGUAAAUCACACCAUACACAAGUUUGCAGGUUAAUGAAAAUCUUCGUAAUCUUUACUUAGGAGCCCCUUAUAAAGACAAGAAUACAUCAUAUGCAAAACUGUAGAUAACAGUAAGAAUACAUCUUUAAUUGGUUGUGUUUUAUCUAAUGUACAUCCUAAAAGGCGUGAUGUCACCAUCUUCCCGGGAUUUUACUCCGGAUACAGGCGCUAUCUUGUUACACGAGGUAGUUAGUCGUGGGGAGGGGUUGCUCUAGCCGCCAUUUUGAGUAAAUAUUGAAUACAGGUAUAUAGAGUAAAUAGACACUGUUUUUUUUUUGACACUGUUGCACAUAGAAGGCUUAUCAAUAAACUGGAAUCUUUAAAAGGAAACUAUAGUGCCAGGAAAACAAACUCGUUUUCCUGGCACUAUAGCUUCCCCCUCUGUCAAGGCCUAUUAUUCAAUGCUUUCCUAUGGGGAUUCCAUUGGCACUGGAAGUCCUCAUGCAUUAUGUGAGGACAUCCAGCGUAGUUUAGGUGACAACAGUCGCCUAUCCACCCAGAAGUCCCUCUGGUGGCUGUCUGGUAGACAGCCACUAGAGGAGGAGUAAACCAUUGCAGGUAAUUAUUGCAGUUUUUCCAAACUGCAAUAAUUACAUCUCAGGGUUAAGGGUGAUGGGAGCUUGCACCCAGACCACUUGAAUGGGCUGAAGUGGUCUGGAUGCCUACAGUGCCCCUUUAAGUUUGGAUUCCAAUAUUGUUGAAUGGGUAAGGCAGUUGAGAGGCAACAGAGGGUUGUAGUCAAUGGAGUAUAUUCAAAGCUUGGGCUCGUCACCAGUGGGGUACCUCAGGGAUCUGUACUUGGACCCAUUCUCUUUAAUAUUUUUAUUAGUGAUAUUGCAGAAGGUCUUGAUGGUAAGGUAUGUAUUUUUGCUGAUGAUACUAAGAUAUGUAACAGGGUUGAUGUUCCAGGAGGGAUAAGCCAAAUGGCAAAUGAUUUAGGUAAACUAGAAAAAUGGUCAGAAUUGUGGCAACUGACAUUUAAUGUGGAUAAGUGCAAGAUAAUGCAUCUUGGACGUAAAAACCCAAGGGCAGAGUACAGAAUAUUUGAUAGAGUCCUAACCUCAACAUAUGAGGAAAGGGAUUUAGGGGUGAUUAUUUCUGAUGACUUAAGGUAGGCAGACAAUGUAAUAGAGCAGCAGGAAAUGCUAGCAGAAUGCUUGGUUGUAUAGGGAGAGGUAUUAGCAGUAGAAAGAGGGAAGUGCUCAUGCCACUGUACAGAACACUGGUGAGACCUCACUUGGUGUAUUGUAUGCAGUACUGGAGACCGUAUCUUCAGAAGGAUAUUGAUACCUUAGAGAGAGUUCAGAGAAGGGCUACUAAACUGGUUCAUGGAUUGCAGGAUACAACUUACCAGGAAAGAUUAAAGGAUCUUAGCAUGUAUAGCUUGGAGGAAAGACGAGACAGGUGGGAUAUGAUAGAAACAUUUAAAUGCAUAAAUCAACACAGUAAUAGAGGAGACUAUAUUAAAAAGAAAAACGACCACAACAAGAGGACUUUACUGAGAGAAUAGUGGAUGCAUGAAAUAGCCUUCGAGCUGAAGUGAGGGAGUUUAAGCAUGAGUGUGAUAGGCAUAAGGCCAGGGACUUAUUGAAGUAUUUUGAAAUAUUGGGCAGACUAGAUGGGCAGAAUGGUUCUUAUCUUCCGUCACAUUCUAUGUUUGUAUAUUAUAACAGUAAUAAUAGUAGCAGUAAUAAUAAUAGCAGGAAUAAUGACAUGGGAUAAGGAAACCAGCAGUUAUAAUAUUAUAAUAGAAGUAAUGAUAACAUGGAAUAAGAAAAGCAGUAAUAAUAAUGUCUAAUGUUUUAUAAACACUUAUCUGUCUAUAUCUCUUACAGUCCAUGCAUAGAACAUCCAAGUCUCGUGCAGAGAAGUCCCGUAUGACAGCAGUACCCGUGCAGCCCCCAGUUACCGUGGAGAUAGUGCCAGGUCGUCUCACGGAGGAGGACUGGGUAUCUGUGGUUACUGGGCAAGAUGGAGAAAAAUGUGUGUUAGAGAUUCUGGACUCUGUACUGAAACGUGUGAUGGACCAGUGCCACAAGGUUUACCUGGGUCGGCAGGUAAAUGGCAUCUUCAUGGGCAAGAUAUGAACAUGUCCCUUGUUCUGAACUGUUAUGUCUCUGCUCCGAUGUUCUUUGUUACUGAUACUUUCCUCUAUAGCGCUGGCAGAAUCGUCCAGAAGCUGGCAUUUCUCCCUGUGUGGGGCUGCUUCAUAACCAUUAGUGUUUAUGGUGUAUAAAUAGCCCACUAAUAUGCCAUUAAUUGUCAUUCGUUUCAGAUGAUUCCGUACACCAUUAGCCAAGCCAAAAAUGCAAUGAUACAGAUUGUUGAAUGGACAUUUGUUCCUAGAGAUGAAGGAGAAAACAACCUGGAAAUGGAUAUAACUUGGCAAGACCACCAAGAACCCCAUCCUUCUCCUAGUGAAUCAUGGGCACAGGGAUGUGUACCAGUCAGUCAAAUACCACCACCCCCUCGCUCCAGUGAUAAACAGGUAACAAUUAUGAGAUAUUCCCAAAAAUGUUUGAGUCAUACUACUGAUAGUCCUCCUCUGUGAGCAGACCUGACACUUAUAUAUCCCACCAUCCCAAAUCAGUCUAAUACUGACUGUGUCCACCUGUGCUCUCACACCGUCCCAAAUUAGCUUUCUGCUGACUGUAUCCUCCUACAAUCUCUUCCACUAUCCCAAAAGCAGCCUACUACUGAUUGUGUCAUCCUGUAAUCCCUCCAUCCAUCCCAAAUCAGCUUCCUGCUGGUUGUAUCCACCUACAAUCUCUUCCACUAUCCCAAAAUCAGCCUACUACUGAUUGUGUCAUCCUGUAAUCCCUCCAUCCAUCCCAAAUCAGCUUCCUGCUGGCUGUAUCCACCUACAAUCUCUUCCACUAUCCCAAAAUCAGUCUACUACUGAUUGUGUCAUCCAUCCCAAAUCAGCUUCCUGCUGGCUGUAUCCACCUACAACCUCUUCCACUAUCCCAAAAUCAGCCUACUACUGACUGUCUCCACCAAUAAGCCCUUCCAUUAUGCCAAAUUGGCAUUACUUUUACUUUCACCACCAUUAAUUCGUCUCACUAUCCCAAAUCAGCCAUGCUCAGGCUAUCUCCACCAAUAAUAUCUCCCUCCAGUCCAGUUUAGUAUUAUACACCGUGAUUCUAUCCAUUUUAGCAUUAUAUACAGUUAUUUGGUCCAGUUUAGUCUUACACUGAUGAGCCACAACAUUAAAACCACCUGUGUAAUAUUGUAUAGGUCUCCCUUGUGCUGCCAAAACCGCAAAAUGAUGCAUCAAGGCAUGGACUCCACAAGACCUCGGUACAUGUCCUGUGGUAUCUGGCACCAAGACAUUCACAGUAGGUCCAUAAAGUCCUGCAAGUUACAAUUUGGGGCCUCCAUUGAUCAGAUUUGUUUUUUCAGCACAUCCCACAGAUGCUCAAUUUGAUUGAGAACUGGAGAAUUUGUAUUAAAUUAGUUUUUAUUAAUCCAACCAUUGCAUGCAACACAUGGUUCCCUUCUCAAAGGAGAAAUGACAUGUAAAGCAGUACCAUCUUUUAAGAACAAGUAACUGAUACAAAGUAUCCCAUAAUUGGUGAGUUGUAAUGGGUGUAUGAAUCACCAUGCUAAUCCAUCAACAUUAAACAUAUCCCAAGUAAGGAAUAAACAGACAUGCAGUGUUACAUGCAAUUUCACCGGCGGAAGGUCGCCGGCUCCAUAGGUCGAAGGUUCUUCCUGCAAUUUCUCCAUUACAGGGCCAACCACCUUCCAUGACCUACAGAUGUGAAUGAGUGUUCCUCGUUCUUCCCUACAGCGCCAACAGAAAUCUGGCACAGUUGGGUCAUGCCUGUGUGAAGCAGUUGGGGUCAGUUACCAUCUUGAGAGGAUUGUGUACGAAUUUUCCUGCACACGUGCUAACAACAGUGAUUUUUCUUAAAUUAAAACAAGCAUCUUGUCCCAUUCCGUCUCUGUAAACAUCUGCUGGAGGUCUUCCUCCCAGUUCCGAUAUACACGGAGGUGGUAACAAGUAGCAAUUCGCCCCCAGCACAUUAUAGAUUGCUGAGAUGCUUUUGGGAGCCAUUGAGUCUUUCAAGCACAUAUUCUCAAAACCGGUCACAUGGUUUCAGUGGUAUUGAUGAAAUGUAUCGGGCAAUCUGCAUCAUUGCCAUUGAGUGGAGUAGCGUUUGAUUCGUAUCAGGUAAGAGUUCUGCCACCGAUUGAACUGCUCCCCCCUGCCCCAGUAUGUCUCUCACUCGGGGAUGGAAAUUCCAACAAUUUCCCACUGGUGCUCUGUAUGCUGGUCGGGAAGUCAUGGUUGCCUUUCAAUGGGAGCAGUGGGCUCGGUUCUGUAGUCAGAUAAUGCUUGAGACCAUAUCGGUGCCAGAGGGUCAGUCGUUUUCACAAAUGGCUUGGGGGCUGCAGCCCGGCUUCCCUCCCCUCUUUAAUACAUCGGAUCAAAGAUCCAAGUGUAUGCUGUCUGAUUCUAGCUGAAUCCAUUUCCACUACGUUAAUCGUCUAGCUGAGGAUCACCUAGACUGGGUACCUCCGUUGACGUAUACUCCUAGUGCUUUCCGAGGGCUCCUAGUGCUUUCCGAGGGCUCCAAGCACUCCACUUGACACCAUAAGCACUCCAGACCCCACGAACCGCCGCAGCUUGGUUGGGGUCUCGCUCUCUCCUACCCAUCCUGGACCUACGACAAGGUUCCAGUGGGUGAACCUCUCUUUCCCCAGAGAGUGAAGCAAGAACAGGAGCAAACUCUAACAAGAGCUUAGUGAUUAUUCAAGGGAGUAUGAAGAGCAUAGCAAUCCCUUGUAGCAGAUUCCCCCCAAUAAGAGACAGGACUCUAGAUUGAGGUGAAGUAGAACUGAAGGUUUAUUGCCACAGCCUGGAAUAUAUACAGUUUUUCAGACCAGAGGCAUACCCCCUGAACCUGAUGGAAAACAGGGACAAAUGGAACAUAAACCAAGGGGAACAAUAAUUAGCACUGUAACAUUCCCACAUACAAUCAGCAAUCCCUCCCCUCUGCCUGUGAUAUAAUUAAGGUAGCUAAUGUACUAACUUAAUUAUCCACAGGCAGAAAACACACAUUUUUACCCAAAGUACAGAAACACCCCAAAACUCCAACAUAUCCCCAUAAAUUAUCCCUGGAUAGCCCUGAUAUGGGUGAACAACAUAUCCAAAAAUCACCCAGAUCAGAGCAGGGGUUCAGGAAAUUCCUGAAAGUCUCUUUUGACCGACCGCACGCACGCACAUUUUCAUGCCCAAAACAGUUCCAGAGAAUUAGGCUGUGCGGCCGGUCUAUUUUCAGUGUCUAAGUUCACUUCGAUGGCACCCGUUCGUGCACAUCGUCAAUGUCAUAGUGCCGUUCGAAUUGUCAAAUGCUGUUCGACUCCUGUCGAAGUUCCGGAGAAGGUAAAGUUCAGCAGUGUUCGUGCCGUCACAUGUCCGAUUUGAGUUCCAUGAACUCGAUGACAAAACACCACUGAACAUGUUCGACUAAACGAACGGCGACCACCUAGCCGUUCGUCAAUUUGCUCCCAGCCUGGGAGGUAUAUUGGCUGCACACUCCACUUGUGUGUGGUCCGGCUGUUCGGUAGUUCGAAGUUCCACUUCGACCACUUUGAAAGUUUAAAGGGGCAUUGUGCUAAGUCCCAAUAUGCACAUAGUGUUUUUAAAAGGCAAUACACCCCAGGGGCCAUAGUCACAGGACAAGAGGCUGCCAAAAACCAGUGGCGAGGUCACUAUCUCCAUAGGUCCGCUAAGUAGUAUUUUUCAGUUUCAAGCAGGUCUAGUCCACAUCGAAGGUUGGGAAGAGUCAGUUGGGAGUGUGCACUUGCGGUGAUCUACCAUUCCAGAUGGACUUCUUGAUAUUAAAUUUUGACCAUCUUAAAGAAGGUUUGUGAAAACAUAAUGGGCACCAUUUAAUACACAUAAAAAUUUAGGCAGUAGUAAUUUUUACUGCGUUUACGUGGCCUAGCCAAGAUAUAUAAUAGGUGUUUGCCAUGGACCCAGGGUUGCAGGAUAGGGGUUCUUCUUGCUUGGGUAGGAAUUUUACAAGGCCAUUUGUUGUUUCAUGUUGUUUGAAUUAUAUGGAUAAAAUGGAGCUGAGUUUUGGUGGGGCUGAGAAUUGUUUACAGCAAGAAAAACAAAGGAAGAGGAAACGUGUACUGUUAAUUACCCUAUUGUAUGUAAAUGACCCAAUGUGGGAAUAACUACCUCUGCACAGAUGCAAUAAAGUCAGUUCGGUUUAACCCCUACAUGUAGUCUCGACUCAUGGUAUGCAGUAAUCAUUUGCUAUAUUUAACCUCCAAAUGCUGCUCAGAUCCUGAGCACUCCUAAUGGAACCAAAUACUUCGGCUCAGCAAAGUGAUAUUGGAUGGUCCAAAAAUAGCAUAGGAAGCCGAGAAGUAACGGAGGUAAUCAGCCGGAGGAAAGGGGAAGUGAGGGCAGAGUAUUGAAUUGGGGGAACAAGGAAGGGAGGGCAGUGUAUUGAAUUGUUUGAGGGGGAGGGAAGGCAGUGUAUUGAAUUGGGGGAGCAGGGAAGGAAGGGGUGUGACGGAACGCUGUCACUGCGUACCAUGCCACAUGCUUGCCUGCUUAUGGGGUUCAGGUUAGGGCUUUUUAACAAUGUAUUGCUUGUCUGUGUCUCUCCCCCUCUCCCUUCCUUUUCCUGUCGCAUUGUGUUGUAGACCCCAUGUAGGGGUCUGUGCCUAACAAACCAUUUGUGACAAGAUAAAAGGAUUUCUCUGUACCUGAGAAGGGACUGGAUUGCCUCUUAUGCACAGAGGAUCAUGGGAGGGAUUUCCCUGGGGGGUUGGGUUGGAAACGCCUUGCAUGGGGCUUUUGCAUAAGUUGAUUUCUUUGUACCUGAGAGGGAACUGAAUUCUCUCUCAGGCACAGAGGAUCAUGGGAGGGAUGACCCUAUAAUGUUGUGUUGGAAACCCCUUGCAGGGAACUUUGCAUAUGAAGGCCGUGUGUGGCCCUGAAUAAAGACACAAUAAAGACAUAAAGUCUACUCCCAGCAUUAAGUCUCGGCUAAUGUGUGGGGGGAACAACUAUACUGCUCUAUUUACUUGCAGUACCUGCUAUACUCUCUGGGAGCUGGAUCCAGGGCUUGGGUCCAGGGUGGGAAUAGGCGGCGAGACCCCAGUCAAGUUGCGGCGCCUAGGGACUGGAAGUGCUUGUGGUGUCCGGGUGAAGUGCUUAUGGUACCUCGGUGAUCACUAAGAAGUGUGUUUGGCAAAGGUACCCAGGCUGUGUACCAGGCGGUCCGCCACAACGGGCAUGUAUUGAAUUGGAGAGGAUGAGGGAAGGGAGAGCCGUGUAUUGAAUUGAGGGAUGGCAGUGUAUUGAAUUGGGGGAGGAUGAGGAGGGAGGGCAGUGUAUUAAAUUGGGAGAGGAUAAGGGGAGAGAGAGGGCAGUGUAUUGAAUUGGGGGAGGAUUGCACUGCAUUGAAUUGGGGGAGCAGGAGAGGGAGGGCAGUGUAUUGAAUUGGGGGAGGGUUGGCAGUGUAUUGAAUUGGGGAGGAUGAGGGGAGGGCAGUGUAUUGAAUUGGGGAAGGAUGAGGGGAGGGUUGGCAGUGUAUUGAAUUGGGGAGGAUGAGGGGAGGGCAGUGUAUUGAAUUGAGGGAGGAUGAGGGGAGGGAGAGCAGUGUAUUGAAUUGGGGAGGAUGAGGGGAGAGUGUGGGCACUGUAUUGAAUUGGGCGAGCAGGAGGGCAAUGUAGCGGACCCUGGGUAACCCGGCUGGUUACCUCCGCUAUUAUUAAUUGAACAGACCCAUUUCCCUCCCAGUAACUGGACGACACACAGUUCCAGGUGUACAACAACACCUUUAUUGGCCACACGCGGCUUUAUACUUUCCCCAUGCAAGGGGUGGAACACACAUGAAGACAAUGUCCGGGGGUCGUAUAACGGAAACGGAACCCCAGUCUCUUUGUACCCUGUUCCCGCCACUAAGUAUCCCUUCCCAGAAGUCUCUGUAUCUGGGGGUCGUAGCAUGGGAAACCUCCUGCCUCUUUGUCCCCCAGUGACAUAGACCUCCACCAUUGUCCCCAAAGGAUGUCCCCACCAAUCUCAGGGACCCCCAGACCGGUAACCGCCAUGAACAGCCACAGUUCAUGGGGUUUCUGUGUGGAACCAGGCAAGGGAAGUGUCUCCUUUCGGGGCAUGAAUGAAUAGCCACCCUGAGAAGCACUCAUUAAUCACUUCCCUUGCGGUUUCACACUAUGUUGCAAGUUGCCAACGUUCUAAUUGAUUGGUCUGAACAUUCCAAGUCGUGCCGGGGAGGUCCUCGUUCGGGAUCCGAACGAGGUGGGAAACAAUCAGCGAAUGCCCCCCCUGGAUGGCGUUCAUCUAAGGAAUGGGCUGCCACCCAGGGGAGGCACGCGCCAAGGCUUCUCUUGCGGUUUGCGGAUUUGACACCUCAUUAUGAGGUGUGAACGUUCUAAACCCACCCCGUUCGGGAGGUAAACGGACUCCCGUUUGUGGCGGUACUCCUGAACACAACAAAGGAAACAGUGUAUUGAAUUGGGGGAACAAGGAAGGGAGGGCAGUGUAUUGAAUUGUUUGAGGGGGAGGGAAGGCAGUGUAUUGAAUUGGGGGAGCAGGGAAGGAAGGGGUGUGACGGAACGCUGUCACUGCGUACCAUCCCACAUGCUUGCCUGCUUAUGGGGUUCAGGUUAGGGCUUUUUCUAUUAUUUAUUUUAUUUAUAAAUGUUUUUCUUUUCUUUUAUAUAUAUCAAAUAUACAAUAGUUAUACAAAUUAUACAAAUUUCAAUAUUACAACAUUAAUAUUACUACAUUAAUAUAUAUUCAUUUGAUUAUCCAUAACAUUAUAUAUAGUUCACAACAGAGAAAAAAAAACAAACAAAAAAAACACUCAUAUAUGAAACUCGGUAUGGGAUGGGUCCCAAACUAACAAUUCGUUAUUAUAUAGGAAAUUUGGAAGUCCAGGGUAGCCAUAGCUCUCUCAAAUCUUUAGUUGAAGAUUCCAUCUUAUAUUGGAACCUUAUUUGAUCCAUUAUUUCUUGCCAAAGUGGUGGAUUAGGAGAUUUCCAUGCUCUAGCAAUAUUGAUUUUUAUUGCAAAGAAUAUGUGUGUCAUAAUAUAUUUUUGUUGUUUAUCAGAUGUUUUAUAAUCCAUGUUAAACAAAAACAUUUCGGGACUAAUUACAACAAUCUCCUUAAAGAUACUUUUCAUUAAGCCUAACAUUUGGGUCUUGAUAUUAUUCAGACCCGUACAAGCCCACCAUAUAUGGAGCAUGGUACCCUCUUCUCUUCUACAUCUCCAACAUUCUUUUGAGUAAAAUGGAGAUAUUUUAUGGAGUCUAACCGGGACCAUAUACCACCUAUAGAUGAUCUUUAAGUGUGUUUCGAGUAAGGAUAUAUUAUGUAUACUUUGUUUUACUAACAUUGUAGCAUUUGUCCAAUCUAUCAGUGGGAGGGAUUUCCCCAUAUCCCUCUCCCAUUUACCAAAUGGAGGCACAUCAAUAACAUUCAAAACAAACAAAGUAUAAGCGGAGCUCUGUAUUACCUGUAUAAACAAUGGUAUAUUGAAGAUGAAUAUAAUAUUAUGCAAAAUAAGAAUCUGUAAAUAAAUGAUCACAGAUCUAAGUGCAGACAAUAGUCACAUAAUAAUUAACAUUAAAAAAAUAUAAAAACUUUUAGGUGGGUAACUCACAAAGGUGGAGCCAAUAAUACACCUGGCUCUAGUGGUAAGCGCCUGUGGAUCUUCUAGGGGAUCCACUACCCUCUUUCUGUUCCUCCUGAUGUCCUCCUCCUUCAAUUUUGGUAGGAAUGGAAAUGCAGACUCCACAGGACGGUAUAAUGAAAAAUUUAUUGGUAAAAUAGUAAAUUAAAACAUCUAAAAACAAAAUUGGAUCAAAGUAUUUGCAGUGAGUCCAAAAUGUCCCCAAAACGCGUUUCGCCAGUUAAACUGGCUUCCUCAGUUGGCAUAUUCCUCCUGUGACCUCUUUGUACUUUUAUAUAGUUCUUAAAUGAUGAAAUUGCCGGCAUCUGCCGGACCGGAAGUUGGCUUUGUGGAACGCACGCCGUCCUGGUUGGAACGUGCGUGCGUGCGUGCGUGCGUCGAUCACAUGAUUGGGCCGUUUCGCUUCCUUCUUCCUCGUUGGAACGCACAUGCGUUCCACAGUCUCAAAUAAUACAAACUAGCCGUUUUGCUUCUACGCCUUUUUCGUGGAACGCACCAUCUGCGUUCCAUAAUCUUUUCUAUCAUAACAAGAAUCCUCAAUACUUCAGUCCAUACAAUCCCAAGAGAAAUCAAUAGUGAUAAAUUAAUAAGGACCCCUCCUUUGAUCGUGAGGAUCAGUUUUUUAUGGAGGGAUGGAACAAAUUAUUGGAUGGAUUCUCAUUUAGCCUCAUAGGGUACAUUGUAGCAAGACGAGAAGAAAAUCUCAUAAAAUUAGAUGAGGAUAUAAAGAAAUUCAGAGAAGGUUUAAGCGAAACCACCAGUCCUGAAAUAUUCAAUGAGAUAAUAUUAGAUAUGAAAAAGAGAAUAGAUAAAACAGAGAGAGAAGUUAUAGAAACAAAGAAACACAAAUACUUAAGGGAUCUGGAAGACUAUAAAACAGGAAAUGUAAGAAGUAAUAAUCGUAAACAGGCCAAUUGGAAUAAAUCCAAUCAACGCAAUAGAGGGAGGACACCUAGUUACCAGAGAAAACAGACAAGAGCACGUUCUCCAAGUCAAUGGGAACAUUAUCAAACGAAAACAUUUAGACAUAGGAACACAGAAGAUAGAGGUUCACAGAGAUACCAAUAUCAGACAAGCAACAAAUUAAAGAACUAUCCAUAUAGGGAUAUUGGAGGAAGGAAAAAUCACAUACAUUAUCAAAGAUCUUAUGCAAUCAAAGAGGAUAAAAAACAAGAAGAUAGAGUUAAAGACUACAAUGUUGUAACCACCACACAUAAGUCUAAUCCGAUUAGACAAGAAGAAAGAAGAGAAAACAAUGUUAGAAGCUAUAGUAGAGCAGUUGCAAGUCCAGUAAGAAAUUUGCAGAAUAGAAAUCUCCCACAGAAUAAAAAUGGGUUCCGUAUGGACAGACGCAAACCGUCUAUAGAUAGAGAUCAUAGUAUAUCCACCUAUAAUCGUUUUCAGAUAUUGGAACAUAGAAACACCUCCCCUAUAUCUUCUCCUUUUCGCAAGAGCCCAACCAAAUCCAGAUGCAAACUACUUCAGGAAUCACGGGAAUGGGACUCUCCGGGCAAAAGGAGAAGAUCGUGGGAAGAGGGAGAGGUAGAAGACGAAAGAAACCACAACAGAGAGAAGCGAGGACGGAUAUAGAUCAUAAGGGGAUAUUUAAUCUCUCAGAUAAAGAACUGGGUCAAGAUGAAUUAAAGAUAUUACAAAAGGGACUUAAGUUUGCUCCGUCUGCAGACUUUAGACCUUUUGAAUUCUUUAUAGACCUAAACCGCUUUACUCGACAAUUAUGCUUAAAGAAAUUCUUUCACAAUAGAGACACAGUAGAAAUUAACACCACCUCCCCAUAUAUUCAUAGCAAUUGAAAGAAAAAUCAAAAUUUUUCCCAAGAAACAUGAUUUCAAGUGAAAUUAAAACCUUUGAAACUAUGAUUAUGAAAGAGGUUAAGAAAAUCAAACAUACGAAUAAGUAUCAAAAAAAUCUUACACUAGCAGAGACCAAAACAUUAAAGAAGUUACAAAAAGAUGAUAAUUUAAUUAUAAAACCUGCAGAUAAGGGGGGAGGAGUAGUUGUUCUGUCCAAAGAAAAAUAGGUAGGGGAAGCAGAGAGGUUACUGUCAGAUGUCAAAACAUAUAAGAAAUUAACAUGUAAUCCGAGUCAAGAGAUCAUAACGAAGUUUAAAGAAUAUGUUAAUAAAGGAUUAGAUAACGACAUUUUAACAGAAGCAGAAGCCAAAUACCUGACUAUUCCUAAUCCUCAGAUUCCAGUAUUUUAUUGUUUACCAAAGAUGCAUUAAAAUUUAAUCAACCCACCAGGUAGACCUAUAAUCUCUGGGGUAGAAAGUAUCUCAUCGAGAGUUUCAGAGUAUAUAGAUGUUCUUCUUCAACCGGUAGUAACUAAGAAUCCAACGUACCUUAAAGACACAAUACAUGUUUUACAAAUUUUAGAAGAGAUUAAAUGGGAAGAGAAUUAUAUAUUGGUUACAUGUGAUGUAAGCUCGCUCUACAGCAUAAUCCCACAUACAAAGGGAAUAGAGGCAGUACAACAUUUUUUAGAUAAAUCGAAUUUUAAACAAAAUCAAAUAGAUUUUAUUAAAGAGGGUAUACUUUUAAUUUUGACCAAUAAUUUUUUUUGGUUCAAAGAGAGUUUUUAUCUACAAAUCAAUGGAACGGCGAUGGGGACCAAGUUCGCACCCAGUUACGCAAAUCUUUUUAUGGCGUAUUGGGAAGAAAUGUUUAUUUUACAUAGUGAAUUUUUUGCGGACUUGGUCACCUAUCGCCGAUACAUUGAUGAUAUAUUUUUUAUUUGGAAGGGAGAUGAUCUUAAAUUGACUAAUUUUUUAAGUUUUUUAAAUUGUAAUGAUUGGGGUAUUUGUCUUACCUCUGUACAAAGUAAAGUGGCAAUUAAUUUUCUAGAUCUUACUAUUUUUAUAGAAGAAGGGAACAUUUUUACCAAUAAUUUUUUUAAAGAGGUAGACUGCAAUGGUUAUAUUGAUCUCACUAGUUGCCAUCAUACUCCGUGGCUCACGAAUGCACCCAAGAGCCAGUUCAUGAGACUAAAAAGAAAUUGCACAAAAGAUGAUGAUUUUUUACAACAAACACAAGUUAUUAAAAAUCAAUUCUUGGAAAAGGGAUAUAAAAAAGAGGACCUUCAAAAGGGUAUAGAAGAAAUAAAAAGAUUAGAACGAAAGGAAUUGCUAAUAUAUAAAAAGAAAAAAGCGAAAAUAGAGAAUAAUAAAUGUAACAUCCCCUUUAUUUGUAAUUUCUCGGCCAAUAAUAAGAAGGUGCGGUAUGCCAUUAAUAAAUAUUGGCACUUAUUACAAGACGAUCCUAUUCUAAAAGAAAUACUACCGGAGAGACCUAAAAUUGUCCAUAGGGGAUGCAGAAAUAUAAAAAAAUUUUUAGUAAAUAGCAAUCUAAAAAAUCAUCAAGUUGAAAAUGAAAAUUUCUUAACAAAGAAUAAAGGAUUUUAUGGGUGUGGAACAUGUUUGGCAUGUAGGGAGACUAAAAGUAUAAAAAGACAUAUAAAAAAUACAAAAGAAAUUACCAAUAAAGAGUUUAUAAUAAAAGACCUGCUGACAUGUUUCUCCAAAAAUAUCAUUUAUUUAUUAAUCUGUCCAUGUAAUAAAAUGUAUAUAGGGAGAACUAUCAGAUGUCUCCAUAUCAGAAUUUCAGAACAUGUGAGGAAUAUUAAAAAAGGAGUAGAUACACAUAGUGUUUCCCAACACUUUAAACAGUACCAUCACCAAAAUCCACAAGGUCUUGCCUUUUGUGCACUCAAAUUGGUCAAAAAAAAAUUGGAGGGGUGGAGAUUUUAUAAAGAGAAUUGGGAUGGAAGAAAUGUCUUUUAUUUUCAAUUUUAAUACUAUGGUCCCUUAUGGAUUAAACUUAGACUUUGAAUUAUGCCACUUUUUAUAAUAGUAAGAGUUAAUUACUAUUAAUUACUUAUGGAUUAAACUUAGACUUUGAAUUAUGCCACUUUUUAUAAUAGUAAGAGUUAAUUAUCAUAGUUAUUAGUUAACCUCUAUUUCUAUACAUGUUCCUCUCACCCUUCCAGUUUUUUAUACAAGUAUUUUAAGAGCACACCAUCAUCACUAUGCACAUAUAGAAGCAAUGGUGGUUACUUAUUUUCACACUAACUGGAAUGUUUUAUUUUUUUUUAUGCUAUAAUGUAUAGUUUAGUUUAUCCCUUUUUUUUUAUUAAUUUAUCACUAUUGAUUUCUCUUGGGAUUGUAUGGACGGAAGUAUUGAGGAUUCUUGUUAUGAUAGAAAAGAUUAUGGAACGCAGAUGGUGCGUUCCACGAAAAAGGCAUAGAAGCAAAACGGCUAGUUUGUAUUAUUUGAGACUGUGGAACGCAUGUGCGUUCCAACGAGGCAGAAGGAAGCGAAACGGCCCAAUCAUGUGAUCGACGCACGCACGCAUGCGUGUACGUGCGUUCCAACCAGGACGGUGUGCGUUCCACAAAGCCAACUUCCGGUCCGGCAGAUGCCGGCAAUUUCAUCAUUUAAGAACUAUAUAAAAGUACAAAGAGGUCACAGGAGGAAUAUGCCAACUGAGGAAGCCAGUUUAACUGGCGAAACGCGUUUUGGGGACAUUUUGGACUCAUUGCAAAUACUUUGAUCCAAUUUUGUUUUUAGAUGUUUUAAUUUACUAUUUUACCAAUAAAUUUUUCAUUAUACCGUCCUGUGGAGUCUGCAUUUCCAUUCCUACCAAAAUUGAAGGAGGAGGACAUCAGGAGGAACAGAAAGAGGGUAGUGGAUCUCCCCUAGAAGAUCCACAGGCGCUUACCACUAGAGCCAGGUGUAUUAUUGGCUCCACCUUUGUGAGUUACCCACCUAAAAGUUUUUAUAUUUUUUUUAUGUUAAUUAUUAUGUGACUAUUGUCUGCACUUAGAUCUGUGAUCAUUUAUUUACAGAUUCUUAUUUUGCAUAAUAUUAUAUUCAUCUUCAAUAUACCAUUGUUUAUACAGGUAAUACAGAGCUCCGCUUAUACUUUGUUUGUUUUGCAUGUUUUACGUUGUGGAGGUUAAGGGAUUCCUUCACUUAUGCGUUAGAGCCUGUUGUUCACUUUGCUGAAUUUGUGUGUAUCGCUUUUAUUGUAUAUAUACAUCAAUAACAUUGUCUAGUGUAUCAAACAGUUUAUUAAAUCUAGAGAUUCCUCCCUUUUUUUGACUACAAGUAAUAUAAGGUUCAAGAUAGUGAUCUUUAAUCAAUAUUUUAGUUAAAAGAAAAUUCUUGAUCCUUAAGUAUUCAAAUAUUUCCCUAGGUAAAAAUUUAUAUUUAGAUUGUAGUUGUGUAAAUGUCGCCAGUUUAGAUCCCUCAUAUAGAUUUCCAAUUUUUUUUAAUUCCAAAAUGUAUCCAUAUUUUGAUAUUUAUAUCUGACAUAGCAUAGUGAAGUAUUUCUAUAGGUGUAUUAGAUAAUAAUUUUCCUUUAAGGUCCAACUUAGUGUUCAAAUAUUUAGCAAAAUCCACCAUAUCUCUUAUGAUUAUAUUAGAAAAUUGCUCCGUAUCCAAAACCCCCAGAUUCAGAAGUCCUAGCCACCCUAGGAUGUAUAGCUUUUGCCCUGGUUCUGAUUUCUGUUCAAUUUUAAUCCAAGAUUUAGAUAUAUUUUGAUCCAAAUUUAACCAUAUCAUAAGUUGAGAAGACCUAUUUGCCUCAUACAUCUUGAUCACAUCAGGAAAUGCUAUAGCCCCUUUCCGGUAACUUCUACAUAAAAUCUCCGUCGCUAUUCUGGGUGGUUUAUCACGCCAUAUAUAGCUAGAGAAUAAACUUUGGAAGCGCUUCAAAGUGCCCCGUUCAAUAUUAUAUGGAAUCAUCCUAAAAAAAUAUAGGAGUUUUGGCAUUAAAUACGAUUUAAUAAUAUUAACUCUUCCUAUCCAAGAUGGUUCUAAUCUCUUCAAUUUAUGUAUCUGAGAUUGUAAAUCUUUAUAUAAAUUGUCAAAGUUUAUCAGAAUUGUCUUUAUAGUAAUAAAUGUUAUCUUUAUACCUAGAUAAUCAAUUUUAUCUUUUAUAUAUUCUAUAUGAAAGUGGGAGUACAAAAUUUCUAACUGUGUCUUAGACAAUAAAAAUGGAAGGACUUGAGAUUUAUUAAUAUUGACCUUAUAGUUAGAGAAUUUACUAUAUAUAGAGAUGUCUUCUAGUAACGGUGGAAUUGAUAAUAGGGGUUCAGCGAGAGUAAGUAGGACAUCAUCUGCAAACAGAGAUAUCUUAAUAUAGUCCUCUUGAAAAUCUAUUCCUUUUAUCUUUUCAUUCUGUCUUAUCAUCGUAGCCAACGGUUCGAUUGUAAGAAUAUAUAGGAGUGGAGCUAACGGGCAACCCUGCCUAGUUCCAUUCUUGAUAUCGAAGGGAUCAGAGUCAAAAUAGGGGCUGCUAAUUCUUGCCGAGGAGUUUCUAUAUAAAGAUAAAGUUUUAUUUCUAAAUGCUCCAUCCAGUCCGAAAUGGCCCAUGACAGAGUCCAGGAAUCUCCAAUUGACUCUGUCAAAGGCCUUCUCGGCAUCUAAAGCAAUAAUAACAGCUUCCCUUUGUUGUCCGCUCACUCUAUUUAUUACCGUAUUUUUCGCUCCAUAAGACGCACCUCACCAUAAGACGCACCUAGUUUUUAGAGGAGGAAACCCAGAAAAAAAAAAUAUUCUGAGCAAACUGUUCCAUAGUGUUUCUUACUAUGGGACAGUUUGUUCAGAAUAUUUUUUUUUCUCCCCUGUCCCAUAAUGAUCUUUAACCCCCCUUUCCUCUGUCCCAUAGUGAUUGUUAACCCCUCCUCCCUGUCCCAUAGUGUUCUUUAACCCCUCCUACCCUUGUCCAUUAGUGAUCCCAUAGUGUCCCCCCUCCCAUUGUUUCAUAGUGCACUUUCCCUCCCAUAGUGUCCCCCUCCCCUUCUCCCAUAGUGUCUCCCCCUCCCCUUCUCCCAUAGUGUCGCCCCCUCCCCUUCUCCCAUAGUGCCCCCCUCCCCUUGACCCAUAGUGUCCCCCACCCCUUCUCCCAUAGUGUCCUCCUCCCCUUCUCCCAUAGUGUCCUCCUCCCCUUCUCCCAUAGUGUCCUUCUCCCCUUCUCCCAUAGUGUCUCCCCCUCCCUUUCUCCCAUAGUGUGUCCCCCUCCCCUUAACCCAUAGUGUCCCCCUCCCCUCGUCCCAUAGUGUCUCCCCUCCCAUUGUCCCAUAAUUACUUACCUGUCUUGGAGCGUGGGCCGGCAGCACAGCGCGCUCCGCGGUCCAGGAACUUCUAUUUCAGGUUCCGGUUUCCGGCGGGACUGAAAGGAAGUGUGCACACUGAGUGUGCACCUCCUUUCAGUCCCGCCGGAAACCGGAACCUGAAAUAGAAGUUCCUGGACCGCGGAGCCCGCUGUGCAGCCGGCCCACGCUCCAAGACAGGUAAGUAAAGCUUUACAUUCGCUCCAUAAGACGCACAGACAUUUCCCCUCACUUUUGAGGGGAAAAAAAGUGCGUCUUAUGGAGCGAAAAAUACGGUAUAUUAAAGAUCCUCCUUGUAUUAUCAGAGGUACUUCUUCCUUUCACAAAUCCUGACUGGUCCCAAUUAAUCAAGUCUCCCAAUACUUCUUUUAAACGAUUAGCCAAUAUAGCCGAGAAUAUUUUAAUAUCAAUAUUUAUUAGUGUAACGGAUCACCUGGCACCCCGACUGGGUACCUCCGUUGAAAGAUGCUCCUAGCGCUUCCAGAGGACUCCAAGCACUCCAACAGACACCAUAAGCACCGCAGGCUGCAGCUAUCUCCCUUCAGAACGAAGCAGGAACAAGCUCUUACAAGAGCUCAGUGAUUAUAGCAAGGGAAUAUGCCUAGCAUAGCAAUCCCUUGUAGCAGAUUCCCCCAAUAAGAGACAGGACUCAAGUUGAGGGUAAAAAUAGAACUCCCUGGCUGCUAGCUUGCAGCCCUUUUUAUUAGGUGCUCCCAUGAAGGGGAGGGACACACACAGUAAUGUACAUUAACCAAUCACACAAUAGUUACAUCCCACACAUAGCCCUCCCCUCUACCUGUAAACUAAUUAUCUGUACACACAGGGAAAUACAAUUAUCAUAGGUAGGGAAAAUACAGUUUUUACACAACAUUCAUAACUCCCAAAAUAUACAUCACAUUCGCAUAAAAAUACAUAUUAACAAUCAAUCCAUUCAGGGGAACAACAUAUUAAAAAAUGGCAUGAAUCAGACCAGGGGUUCAAAAGUUAGUAAAAGUAUCUUUUGUUUCCCCUGGCUCAAACAGUAAAAGUAAAACAUCCCCACAAUGCAUCCUGGCUUCCUCCCUUCUGCCCUGGAGAUAAUUGGAGAAGGAAUCUAAUUAUCUCCAAAGACAGAGCCAAACUCCAUUACCCACAUGGCAGACAAAAAGACAGUAAAAGACAUAAAAUUACAUACUGACACAUUUGGUACAUAAAACACACAUUUCUACAUAUCCCCAGAUAGCUUGGAUCUGACUGCACAUUAUUAGAUGAAUGGCACUCAGAUCACACGAAUAAGCCUUUCUGCAGGGAAAAUAAACAGUUUAACCUGCAGGGCCAUAGUCCAAAGGCAAGAAGCGGGCAAGCAGCCCCCUCCAAGGACACGUGGCGAGGUUGGUUUCGCCACACUUCUCCCCUUUGCCCCCCAGACUAACAGGGUAUCUAACCUCCUGCCGGUCAGUGCCCUGGUUAGUCCAGCAACCCACCCACGAAGCACAAACAGCAGUACAGCCCACCCACAAUAAAUGUUUACUCCACCUGGAUAAAGUAGCAACUUGUCCAUGUCCAGGUGCCUCACCACGGCUGUGUGGGGAGCUGGUAGACUGCCUUGGUGGGUUGCUGAGUGGGCAGAGACCAGCGGUACUCUGCCCUGGUGCCAGCGCUACCACCAAAGUAGCCUGAUUGGAGCCUGGUUGUGGGAGGGGGAGACCGACCGUCUCCCCUCUGGGUACACAGCUCUGGGGCUGGGGAACAGGACCGACCGUCUCUACCCCUUGGGCUGUAAGCGCAGAGACUACGAUCCCAUCUGCACAGUUGCGGGGCUCAACAUCUCCCCUUGGUGGGUUAGGCUGCCGCUGGAGAGAGGGUGUAACAAGCUCCUCUCUCUGGACUGUCAACUGCCGCUGGGGAGAGGGGUUAACAGGCUCCUCUCCCUGACCCUCUCUCUGCUGGUGGAGAGGCGGACCAGCUGUCUCCCCUUUCAUUAUUUUGUCCUGCUGCUGGGGUGUGAGACUGACGGUCUCUGCUCCCUGCAGGACACACUGCCGCUGGGGAGGAAGGACAACACCUUCAGCUCCCUGGGGUACACACUGUCGCUGGAGAGGAAGGAUUGCACCCUCAGCUCCCUGGGGUACACACUGCCGCUGGGGAGGAAGGACGACACCUUCGGCUCCCUGGGUUACACACUGCUGCUGGGGAGGACGGACGACACCAUCCGCUCCCUGGGGUACGCACUGCCGCUGGGGAGAAAGGACGGCACCUUCCGCUGGGGCAGCCUGUAGAAAGUCAGGCUCAGGGGAAGGAAACAAGGGAGGACAGAGGCCAGCGGCGCUCUGCCCAGUUGCCAGCUCUUCUGCUGGGGGGUCAGGGAACAAAGGAGUUGGCUGGGAGGAGAAAUAUCACUUACCUCCCCCUGGUACUCCGGCUGCUGCUGGGGGGGGGAGGUCGAUGCUCUCCACUUUCUGUAACUCCAGCUCUAGUUGGGGAUCUGGGCCGGUUGCCCAGCAUCCCUGUAGGGCCAGUGGAGAGAUCUCGGUCCCAUCUCCACCUGCCUGCAGGGGGUCCUCCCAGGACCAGUCUAUGAGGUCCUCUACCUCGGGUACCUCUGGUUGCUGUUGGGGAGGGAGACCGGUUGUCUCUUCCUCCAAUAACACAUUCUGCCGCUGGGGGGUGAGACCGACUGUCUCCCCUCCCUGUAAAACAUACUGCCGCUGGGGAUCUGGGCCGGGUGCCCAGCAUCCCUGUAGGGCCGGUAGAGAGACCUCGGUCCCAUCUCCACCGGCCACCUCGGUUUCUUCCUCGUCCCUCUCUACCUGUGGCUGGAGUUUCUCCCAACGUGCCCACUGGCCUUCCCUCAACGCCCUGUGUUGUAGGUUCCGGGUCACCAUGUCCCACACGAACCGCACGUAUUUCUCCUCUGGAUUGGGUCCGUAAAACUUCAGGUGCAACCCUACCAUCGUGCCAAACUCUAGUACGGAGUAGCUAUACGCCAUGCUUGCUGUAGCCACUGCUGGUUCCAUUAUGUUGCUGAAGAUAAGGACGCUGCACAACUCCACACGUUACCGGUGUCUCCGAGCUGCUUCUCCUCGCACUAGGAUGCCAUCCCGCCGCUUGCCACCAAUGUAACGGAUCACCUGGCACCCCGACUGGGUACCUCCGUUGAAAGAUGCUCCUAGCGCUUCCAGAGGACUCCAAGCACUCCACCAGACACCAUAAGCACCGCAGGCUGCAGCUAUCUCCCUUCAGAACGAAGCAGGAACAAGCUCUUACAAGAGCUCAGUGAUUAUAGAAAGGGAAUAUGCCUAGCAUAGCAAUCCCUUGUAGCAGAUUCCCCCAAUAAGAGACAGGACUCAAGUUGAGGGUAAAAAUAGAACUCCCUGGCUGCUAGCUUGCAGCCCUUUUUAUUAGGUGCUCCCAUGAAGGGGAGGGACACACACAGUAAUGUACAUUAACCAAUCACACAAUAGUUACAUCCCACACAUAGCCCUCCCCUCUACCUGUAAACUAAUUAUCUGUACACACAGGGAAAUACAAUUAUCAUAGGUAGGGAAAAUACAGUUUUUACACAACAUUCAUAACUCCCAAAAUAUACAUCACAUUCGCAUAAAAAUACAUAUUCACAAUCAAUCCAUUCAGGGGAACAACAUAUUAAAAAAUGGCAUGAAUCAGACCAGGGGUUCAAAAGUUAGUAAAAGUAUCUUUUGUUCCCCCUGGCUCAAACAGUAAAAGUAAAACAUCCCCACAAUGCAUCCUGGCUUCCUCCCUUCUGCCCUGGAGAUAAUUGGAGAAGGAAUCUAAUUAUCUCCAAAGACAGAGCCAAACUCCAUUACCCACAUGGCAGACAAAAAGACAGUAAAAGACAUAAAAUUACAUACUGACACAUUUAGUACAUAAAACACACAUUUCUACAUAUCCCCAGAUAGCUUGGAUCUGACUGCACAUUAUUAGAUGAAUGGCACUCAGAUCACACGAAUAAGCCUUUCUGCAGGGAAAAUAAACAGUUUAACCUGCAGGGCCAUAGUCCAAAGGCAAGAGGCGGGCAAGCAGCCCCCUCCAAGGACACGUGGCGAGGUUGGUUUCGCCACAAUUAGUGAUAUUGGUCUAUAGUUAGCAAUUAUUGUAUUAUCCUUAUCUGGCUUAGGAAUCGGAAUAAUUGUUGCUAACAUCAUCUCUUUUGGAAAUGGAACAUCACUAGAUAUUAACGAGUACAUCUCUAAGAGAAUUGGAGUAAUUACUUUCAUAUAUAUUUUAUAAAAAUAGCAGAGACUCCAUCCGGGCCUGGGGCCUUAUUUGGUUUUAAUUUCUCUAUCGCUUCUUCAAUUUCCAAUUCUCUAAAAGGAGCAUUUAUAUAUUCUAGUUUCUCUAGGCUUAACUUAGGAAGUCUGAGGUUCUUGAGAAAUCUGUCAAUUUCACCAUUACUUGCCUUGACCUCCUCUAAAUUAUAUAACGAACUAUAAAAUGUUGCAAAAGCCUCUGCUAUAUCUUUAGGUAAAUUUAAAACCUUUCCUCCUUUUGUCAUCAGUUUUUUUUAUAGAUUUAUCUUUAUGUUGGUUCUUAAUUUUAUUAGAGAGAUCCCUAUUUAUUUUAUUAUUAUUAUGGUACCAUCUUUGUUUAAGGAAGGAUAGAUUUUUACUAAUCUCCUCAUAUAUUUUAUCCUUAAUAAUUAGCUUUAUAUUAUUAAUUUCCUCUAUUAAUUCCCUAGUUAUUGAUAUUUUAUUUAGUCGUUCCAUUUUCGCUAAUUUAAUCCUCAGGACAUGUAAUGAUUGCUACGGUACCUCCAGUAGUAAAAUGUACAAACCGCCGUUUAGCGAGUAUUCCCCGUUCGCAAUAAUGUGGUCGGGUAGCGAGUAUAAUAAAACCAUGCGAACCGCCAGCCAGGGAACACUCCAAACUCCCGAACGGUACCUGUACGGCUGAUUCCCUUCUCGAGCUGCAAAUCCACGAACGGCAAAUAGUAACCGAACGUCAAUAACUCCCAAGCGGCAAAUAAUCCAAAUAAGUAGUCGCUAGUCGCUGGUAACCAAAUCCCCCCAAUAACGAGACCAAGCUCCGCUUUGAGGGUAAAACACGAACUGAUUUACUGUGGGCUACCUGCCCGGUAUUUAUGCAGGUCUCCCACUUGGUGGACACUCCCCUAGGGGACCAAAUGGGAGACUGAAAUUUCAGAGGGACAUGGGGACAUUUUGGACAUACAUCCCCACAAUAUUCCCAGCAUGCAGUACAGUUCCCUCCCCUCUGCUCGGAGGAUAAUUGGGAAGUAACUCAAUUAUCUCCCCGAGCAGAGGCAAACGCCAUUUUAAACACAAGUCACAAAAACACAUGAAAAUCCAUAACUUCAUAUCAUAACUGCCGAACAUAUUACAUUCGUAUUACGUAUCCCCAGAUAGCCUGGAUCUGAGUGCACAUUAUUGGAGAAUAGCGCUCAGAUCCCAUUCGCAUAGUUCAAUCGCCAUGGAGUCAAAGUCUCUUUCAGUUCUUCAGUAUGCGAUUGACUCCAUGGGACGGCUAUCUGGGUUAAGUCCAUUCGUGUGGUUGAAUCUCCCGAACGGCUGGCAUUCGUAUACUUUUGUCGAUUGAGAAGGGGAGGUCGACGGCUUCAGCGGUGUUCGGCUGAAAAAGUGUCCGUUUUCAGAUCCAUGAAAUAAUCGUCGAACACCGCUGGUCGUUCGCAUGGACAAAAUGGCCGCCGCCUCGUGGUCGACAUACGAACGACGACCACCCGGCAUUCGGUUUUAAUUGAGAAGUGUCUGUGGUUAACCGCAACGUUCUAAUUGGGAUCAAUAGGUUAACCAGCAGCACACUUCUCUUCUGGGUGGCCGUCCGUUCGGUAGUUCCGUUCGACAAAACCGACAUUCCCUUGAAUAAAGCAUACGAAUGGGGAAAUUCAUGUAACCGGCAAAACAGGCGAACAAAGCAUUUGUAAUCCAGACAGAUGGGUCUGUCACAAUGAUUCACCUUUCUUUCGUUUAUUUUCAGAACCGAACUUUAUUAAUAGUCCUCUUGUAAAACUUUUUAGGGUACACCAUACAAUUGGUGUUGCAACUUCUCCGUUAUAGUUAGUUUUUAAGAAGUUUUCUAUUUCUAUUUCUAUUUGGUCCUUGAUAUAGUCAAGUUUCAAAAGGCUUUCAUUAAGCCUCCAUUUAGUCCUUGGAGUAUUACCUUCUUUUAUCCUAAUUCUCAAAAAAACUGGGGCAUGAUCCGAAAUUUCUAUAGAGCCAGUUAUAGAUUUUAUGAUGUUAUUUAAAAGACCCUCUUUCACAAAAAACAUAUCAAUGCGAGAAUAAGUUUGAUGUACAUGCGAAAAAAAUGUAUAGUCUCUUUCCUGAGGAUUCAUAGUUCGCCAGCAGUCAAACAGGGAAUUUUUAGCUAAAAAAUCAGAUAAGCCAAAUAGUCCUAUAUUGCAAGGGUUACAAUUCUCAGAAUAUUUAUAAAUUCUAUCUUUAGUUAGGUCAACAACACUAUUAAAAUCUCCUCCUUUUAUAAUACUACCACAGGCAACUUCAUCUACAAUAUCCAUAAUUUGAUCUAGCAGAUCUGACGGGUUGUAAUUCGGAGCGUAUAUGUUUACAAAGGUAAAUGUGAGACCAUUGAUUUUUCUAAUUAAAACCUGAUAUCUACCAUUUUUAUCAGUUAUUGAGUGAAUAACUUCGAAACUAAGUCGGUUUGAGAUAAUAAAAGCCGUUCCCCUUUUUUUCUUCUUACCUUCCAAAUUUGCUGCAUAAACUGUAGGGAAUUUUUUAUAUUUCCAUAGUCUAUCAGGAGUUUCAAUCCAGUGAGUCUCUUGAAUAAAAGCUACGUCAAUUGAAUUUUCAAUUAAGAAUUUAUAUACAGCUCCCCUUUUUUGAGGUGAAUUCAUGCCCUGGACAUUCCAAGUAAUUAUUUUAAGUGACAUCUCUAUUCCAGAAAUCCCUAUCCCAUCCCAGACCAAGUCUCACACAGCUACAUAUUAAAACAAGAAAAAAAAAGAAAAAGAAAAAAAAAAAAACAGCCAAAAAAUACAGAAAAUAAAAAAAAAGAAUAAAUAAGUUGUGAACAAAAAAAACAUAGAGGGGAAUAUACCCCCACCUUUAAUAAUCCAAGAGGAAAUCAUUCCCAUAUGACUCUUGGACUAGCCUGCCCUGAUAUGCAGGAAAAUAGGUUCCAUUGGGGAAUGUAAGAGACACCUUAAUAUAAACAAAUUUUAACCCUUAGCCAACAUUUACACACCCCCAGAACUAUAGCUACAUUUUUAUCCAUUGACAUAAUUUAUAUAUAAAAUAAAGAAUAUGGUUAUUUUAUCACUAACAUUCUUUGUAUAUGUAUAUCUAUAUAAGCUAGACAAGCUUAAGGUAAGAUUAUUAGUUCAAAUUAUUCAUUUUAUAUUCAUCAUUAGAUUCCCCAAAAGAUCUAAACAUGUAAACAUGUAGAUAUGGGUAUCGAUAGAUCAUACUAUUAUUUAUAUCAGGGAAUCCAUAUCCAUAAUAACAUAAUAACCAGUCAGAAUGUAAUAUAUUUAUAUGUAUCCUUUCCCCUUUCUUUUCCUUCUCCUCCUUAACCUUAUAUCAUAUUCAACAUAUUAUUAUAUCGAUACAACGUUAAAUAAGUUGUUCCAACUCCUGUUCCAAUAUUACACCAGGAUGGAGAUGAGAGAGAAAAAAAAAAAAUAGAUACGUACUUAAAUAAACAAGUUUUACCUUACUCCAUCCUAAAUUUUAUAGUUAGUGAUAAGUGAAUUAUUCCAUAAAUAACUUGCUUCAUAUUUAUAUCGGUGAAUUAAUUAAAACAAUUUUGCUCCUUAUACAUAUAUGUGUUACAAAAUAUUAAUAUAACAACCUGAUAAAAGAAAAAAAAAAAACAUUAUUUACCCCUUUCAUAGUGGUGUCAAUAAAUUUAUUUAAAACGGUUUUGUUCUUUAUGCAGUUAUGUGUUACUAAUUAUUAAUAUAAUAGCCUAAUACUUAUAAGAUCAUUAUUAACCCCCAUUCUCGUAAGUAAAUAGAUGAUUUCACCAUUUCCUUAUAUUUAAUGUGUUAUAAAGUGUCAAUAUAUCACCCUAAUAUUUUAAAUUUGUAAUAUUAACUUAUGUGUUUAUUAUAAAGUAUGAUUGCCUAUUAAAUAUUACAUCCUUUUAUUAUAAAUAUAUCCCUCUAAUAGUGUCUUCCCCCAUCAUUCUCUCUUUCUCCCUUCCUCCUUUACCAGAAAAAAAAAAAAAAAAGGAGGGAACUAAAGGAGUCCUGCAGUUAACAUUGUUAUUCUAUGUUAACUUCCAUGUUAACAUAAACUGUUGUACAUCCUCUACAUUUUUUAGAAAAAAUAGUUGAUCUUGAUAAUAGACUUGGAGAGCCGUUGGAAAAUUCCAUUUGUAUUUAAUCCCAUGAGAUCUUAAAGUGGCAGUCUGAGUAGCAAAUUUUUUUCUUGAUUGACGAGUCAUCAUAGACAAAUCAGAAAAUAAUUUUAUAUCUUUAAAUUCAGGAUCAUCCAAUCCUUUAUUCUGCAUAGCUUGCAUAGUCCGAUUCUUCACCUGGUUAUUGGAAAAACAUACUAUUGUAUCUCUGGGCACGUUAGAUGACAAAUGCUUUGGUUUGCUUAAUCUAUGAAAUCUCUCAAAUGGUAAAUCUCGUAGAGGACAGUCAGGAGUAAGUCUUUGAAAGAGGGUUUUUAAAUAUUGUUCCAAUUGAUCAAAUUUGAUAUUUUCAGGAAUCCCUCUUACUUUGAUGUUAUUCCUCCUUGAGCGGUCUUCUAAGUCACCCAUUUUUGUUUCUAUGGUUUGUAUUUUCUCCUCCAGAUAGUUGCAUUUCCUCGUCAGUUCCUCAUUAUUAAUUUGUAUUUGCCUAAGACUGUCCGCUUGUAUUUGCAGAUUUAUAGAUAAAUUUAAAAUCUCCUCUUUUAAUAUUUUGGAAUAUCUUCUACAUCCUGUUUCAAUUUAAUAUAUACAUUUUCCAAUGCAUCGUUGAGUAUUUGCAAUGUUACCUCCUGUGAGGAUAUCUGGGUUUGUUCUUGAGCUAGAGACAUGGGAUAGUCUACUCAAAGUACUCCUUUCUUGAAGUUUAGGUGAAUAAAAGAUAUUAAUACCCUUAGUCUUGUCCGAAUUUGUAUUGCUAUUUUUCUCCUUUUCUUUUUCUUUUUUGGGAGGCAUUAUCUUUUAUAGCAAUCUACUUCUGUAAAUAUUUGUUAGAUAUAACUAUGUAUCAAUAUUUAGUUGAGAUAUAAAUUCCGCCGUUAUCUGGCGGAUAUAGCUGUGACUAUUAUCGAAGAGCGAUCACUGUAGACGUCGCAAAUCUAAAAAAACGGUCACUGCGUCUAUAGCAUUUUUUUUCGGGAGUGGUCAUUAAAGAUGGCAUAUACCAAUGUUAAAUUUCAUAUAUAUACAUAAUUAAAAUAGCCGAUUUCUAUUUUGACUGUAGUCCAGCAGUUUUCCCGGCUAACAAAUUUCAAUUUCAUAUAUAUACACAAGGUAUCCAGUUAUUAACUUGCACAGCUCCAACCUUCCAACAUCAGUUUUAUCUCCUCAAGCUUAGCGUUUAGCUAUUAUCAAUAUCAUCGUUUAUUUAGGCACAGGUUUCCGCCAUUGUCUAGAGAACAAUCAUUAUAUCUUUAGGGCUUUUUAAUAAUGUAUUGCUUGUCUGUGUCUCUCCCCUUCUCCCUUCCUUUCGCAUUGUGUUGUAGACCCCAUGUAGGGGUCUGUGCCUAACAAACCAUUUGUGACAAGAUAAAAGGAUUUCUCUGUACCUGAGAAGGAACUGGAUUGCCUCUUAUGCACAGAUAGGUAAACACAUAAAAGGGAUGUCAGGAUAGUAACAUACAUUGCAGGGUACUGGGGCAGUUCACGUUUUAGCGGGGGUUCCGUUACAGGCAGUGUAUUGAAUUGAGGGAGGAUGAGGGGAGGGCAGUGUAUUGAAUUGGGGGAGGAUGAGGGAAGGGUGUAUUGAAUUGGGGGAGCAGGGGAGGGAGGGCAGUGUAUGAAAUUGGGGGAGUGUGACGGACCUCCGUCCAGGCCACUUCCUAGCCACUUGCAGGGACACUGGAAAGCUUCAACCCCAGUCGCUCUUCCUCCCGACCAGGCUGCAGCUCUUUUUCCAGGCAGGUAUCAUCCCUUCUGCCUAUUCCUCUGCAAAAAAAUACAAACAGUCAAAUCAUGGCAGACAACAUACAGCAACUUAUUAUAACCCAAUUACAUAUUUAUAAAGGGUUGGGGAAGACUAUAAUUAACAGAAAAUAUCUCUCCUGCCUGCAGAAUUAGCAAUAUGCAAAUCUACCUGAAUAUGCAAGUUAACCAACCUUGCUAUUCAGAUAGUGCAUAUUGCUGUUACUACCAACAGAGGGCACUUCACAGGCUCCAGAGCCAAAUCCAUCCAGUUGGUAGAAAUCAUCAGCAGUACAGGAGAGCAGGUAGUACAUUUAACAGUAUACACACACAAUAUAAACCAUUACAUUGCACACACCCUGCACCUAUAAAGGGUACAGGGUGACUCAAACAUAAGAAAAGUAAAGCAACCUACAUAAAUAGUCUGUCUGAAGGUACAGGUGAUGGGGAAUACCGUCACAGGGAGGAUGAGGGGAGAGAGUGGGCAGUGUAUUGAAUUGGGGGAGGAUUAGGGGAGAUAGAGAGGGCAGUGUAUUUGUGACGAUCACCCCGAGUGAGGAGGGGUAUCUACCACCAGAGAUGUCCUUUUCCCCUAGUCUGAGUAGCGCUGCAGUAUUCUCCAGUUGAUAUCCAAGCAGACCAGGAAUCCAAUAUAGCUAUAGAGCUCUUAUAAGAACUAGUGAUUAUGACAGUAUAGCAGUUCCUUACAAUCAUGAGACAAGGCUGCGUGUUGAGGGUUAAGUGGACUGGUUUAAUGGUAGCCAUACUGGCCUUUUAUGUAAUUCCCCAUGUAAGGGCACUCCCACAUGGACGUUGUUGGGGACUACAAUACAAACUUAUAAACUAAUAAUGACAGAGUUACAAUGUAUGACACUCCCACACAUGGCAUACAAUCCCUCCCCUCUGCCUGGGAGAUAAUCGAGUCAAUUACUGUAUCAACUCAAUUAUCUCCAGGCGAAAAAGAACAUCAUUUAUAGACAAUCUGAAAGUACCCCAAAAGCCCACACAAACCCCAUAAAAAGUACAUCCCCUGAUAGCCCCGAUCUGGGUUAGCAACAUAUCCAGAAAUCACCCAGAUCGGUUCAGGGGUUCGGGAUUCAUAUGGAAGUCUUAUUUUUGAUCGGCCACACAUGAGGCUCCUGCCCAGAAAGCUAGUCGUGUGCCCCUCUUUCGGAAGUUAGGUUUCACCGAACGUCGCCUCUUUCGGAUGACUUGGAACAAACCUAGGUGAUCCUGGAAGUCUCAGCGGUGUUCGGGCCAUCGAGUGUCUGAAAAUAGUUCCAUACACUCGACGACCAAGCACUGCUGGAUGCGUUCAACAAAACAAGAUGGUCACUGCCACGUGUUCGGGCAUAAGAAUGACGGCCACCCAGUGAACCACUUAGAACAUUCAGUGUUGUGAUUAGAGCAAGUGUUGGUAAGGUAAAUUGGGUCAAUUGGAGACACGCGACUGCUCUGGGUGGUCCAAUGGUUCGGUAUAUUAUUCGGUAUACGAACCAGCUCGGGCAAAUCUGUUCGGUUGGAUUCGUAUACUGAUCCAGGCAAAGUAAACAAGAAUCUCCAGGAACAGGGCAUCUGUUACAGUAUUGAAUUGGGAAGGAUGAGGGGAGGGAGGGCAGUGUAUUGAAUUGGUGGAUGAGGUGAGAGAGUGGGCAGUGUAUUGAAUUGGGGGAGGAUGAGGGGAGUGAGUAAGGGCAGUGUAUUGAAUUGGGGGAGGAUGAGGGGAGUGAGGGAGGGCAGUGUAUUGAAUUGAGGGAGGAUGAGCGGAGAGAGUGGACAGUGUAUUGAAUUGGGGGAUGAUGAGGGGAGAGAGUGUAUUUAAUUGGGAAUGAUGAGGGGAGAGGGGGGCAGUGUAUUGAACUGAGGGAGGAUGAGGGGAGGCAUGGAGGGCAGUGUAUUAAAUUUGGGGAGGAUGAGGGGUGGGAGGGUAGUGUAUUGAAUUGGGGAGGGAGGGCAGUGUAUUGAAUUGAGGGAGGAUGAGGGGAGGGGGCCAGUGUAAUGAAUUGGGGAAGGAUGAGGGAAGGAGGACAGUUUAUUGAAUUGGAUAGGAUGAGGGGGAGGCAGUGUAUUGAAUUGGGGAAGGAUGAGGGGAGGGAGGGCAGUGUAUUGAAUUGAGGGAGGAUGAGGGGGGCAGUGUAAUGAAUUGGGGAAGGAUGAGGGGAGGGAGAGCAGUAUAUUGAAUGGGGGGAGGGCAGUGUAUUGAAUUGGGGGAAGAUGAGGGGAGGGGGGGCAAUGUAUUGAAUUGGGGGAGGAUGAGGGGAGAGACUGGGCAGUGUAUUCUGUACUUUUACUGUAUUGUGUACUCUCUGUCAAAUUAUGACUUCCAUGGAAAUCCCAAAUCCCUGAACCGAUCUGGGUGAUUUUUGGAUAUGUUGGUUACCCAGAUUGGGGUUAUCCGGGGAUGUGACGUUUGUGGGGUUUCCAUGUGUUUUGGGAAUACUUUCGGGAUAUUGUAAAAUAUAUGUUUUCUGUGCCUUGAGAUAAUUGAGUUUAGUGUAGUUCCUGACUCAAUUAUCUCCUUGGCACAGUGGAGGGAUUAUCUUAUUUUGUGUGGGAGUGUCCUGGACCUGAGAGCCAAUGUUUUACUGUAGUCUCCUCUCGGGUCCAGAGGGGAAUGCCCCUGAUAUAUAUAUAUAUAUAUAUAUAUAUAUAUAUAUAUAUAUCUCCAGAAACCCCUUGCAUGGGGAGUUGCAUAUAAGACUGCAUGUGGCUCCCAUUAAAUCAGUUUCUCUUCACCCUCAACAUAGAGCCUCGUCUCAUGGGAGGGAGGAUGAUGGGUACCAGUGUAUUGAAUUGGGGAAGGAUGAGGGGAGGGACGGCAGUGUAUUGAAUUGGGGAAGGAUGAGGGGAGGGAGGGCAGUGUAUUGAAUUGAAGGAGGAUGAGGGGUACCAGUGUAUUGAAUUGGGGAGGUUGAGGGGAGGGAGAACAUUAAAAUGAGGGGAGGGUGGGCAGUGUAUUGAAUUGAGGGAGGAUGAGGGGUACCAGUGUAUUAAAUUGGGGAGAUUGAGGGGAGGGAGAACAUUGUAUUAAAAUGAGGGAGGAUGAGGGGAGGCAGGGCAAUGUAUAGAAUUUGGGGAGGAUCAGGGAGAGAGGACAGUGUAUUGAAUUGGGGCCGGGGUGUAUUAAAUUGGUGGUAGGGAGUGGGGUGUAUUAAAUUAGGGGAGGGGGGAAGAAGGGCAGUAUAUUAAAUGUGUUAAUAGUCAUUAAGCUCAUAAAAGUAUUUUUUUAAGGUUUUGACUUUUUAAAUCUUAAGAUUUGUUUCCCCUCUACAUGCUGAACCCUAUGCCCCCCUACACAACAUCCUCAUAAAUACAUUCUAAAGACUUUUAUACACACACACACACACAGCAACCCCAACGCAAACUCUCUGUAGCCCCAUACACACUACAUACAUAUACAUAAACAUUAGAUACACAUAUACACACACUACAGCCCCUAGAUGCGCACACACACACACACACACACACACACACCUUCUAGACACACAAACUCUCUAUAGCCCCUAAACUCACAAACUACAGUUCAUAUACAAACACUACCCUGAAACACAAACUACAGCCCCUAUACAUAAAAUCGCACAUUACAGCUCCUGUAACCCGCUACAACCCCUAGAUACACCCACACGCACACAACAGUUCCGAUACACAUACAAGCACAGUACACUCUCUAGAAGUACUUCAAAUACACACACAGACACACACUCUCUAUAGCUCUAGACUCACACUUUACAUCCAGUGGAAACAUAUAAACACACUUCAGUCCACAACAGACUCCUUUAAACACAAACCACAGUCAAAGCUAUGCACACGCAAAUCUCACAAUCAGCUUCCAACCACAUACAGUGCCACAGAGAGCCUCCCCACAAAUUCCAACACCCUUAACUGGCCAUACCCCACUUUUGUCCUCUGUUAUCCCUUUUAUAGGGACACCAUAGACAAGUCACAAGCAAUCGCAGAGCUGUGAAAAAUAAACACAGGGCAUUGGUCCCAUGCAAGUGCUCUUCAACAGGGCUCUGCGCAUGAAAUGCCCUGGAGGGAUAGCAGAUUAGCAUACUCACUUUGAGGUGGUUUGCAUGUCAUUAUUGAUGACAUGAAACGCCCACUUUAUGUUCCUUCCCCCUCUAACCAGGCUGCUCUGCCUUUAAAGGCCCAAGCUGAAUUAUUUUCCCAGUCCGGCCCUGAUACAAAUCCAUAGGGUCCAUAGUCCACCAAUCCCCAAGAUAUUGCAGAUGCGAUUUACAUGACCUGAUUGGGAGUUGAGGCGUUGAGUUGAUAUCAAACAGGUCUGAUAAGGCUCCAUUGAUUCUUAAAGGACCACUAUAGUGCCAGGAAAACAUACUCGUUUUCCUGGCACUAUAGUGCCCUGAGGGUGCUAUGUUUAUUAAAAAAAUGGGUUAACCCUAGAAGGACCUGGUACCCAGACCACUUCAUUAAGCUGAAGUGGUCUGAGUGCCUAGAGUGGUCCUUUAAUCGUCCUAUCAGAUUGGAAUUUAAAGUGGAAUUCCAGGACAUAAAUUUCUGUCCCACGCCCACCUCCCGUAGUAUGCUUAACAUGAACUCCCAGUCCACAUUGUCAAACACUUUUACGGCAUCUGUGGACAGGAGUAGAACUGGUGGGCCACCGUGUCAAGCCAUUGCAAUUUGCUUCAUCCCGGACCUCCCUGCCCGAGAUGAACCCGGUUUGGUCCAGUUUAAUAGUGCCCUGCAACAGAGGGGAGAUGCAGUUGGCAAGGACCUUGAAAAGAAACUGGAGAUCAUUGUUCAACACAGAUGUCGGCCGGUAGCUCUGGCAAAGGGUCGGGUCCUUGCCGUCUUUGGGCAAAAGUGUAAUAUUAGUCCAAGUGAACUGUGGGAAUGAAAGUCCAUCUGUGUUCCCAUUUUGUUUGCCUGGACGGUAGUGAAUGGUGAAGUCGUAAGGCUGUAGGGCAAGACUCCACCGUAGCAGACGGGCAUUAUCUCCAGCGACCCAGUUGAGCCAGACUAGGGGGUUGUGGUCUGUGAUGAGAGUGAAGGCGCGGCCAUACAGAUAAGGGGUCAGUUUCUUGAGUGCCCAGACUAGGGCCAAACACUCUUUCUCAAUGGCCGCGUAGCUGACCUCCCUAGGCAAAAGAUUCCGACUCCGAUAAGCCACCGGGUGCUCCCCACCGUCUUCUCCGAUUUGGCUCAAAACUGCCCCUAGUCCAAACAUGGAAGCGUCUGUAUGGACGAUAAAGCGUUUGUUAGGAUCUGAGGCAGCCAAAACAGGGGCAUUGACAAGAGCUUGUUUUAGAGCUUGGAAAGCCACCUCACACUCCGGGAACCACAGGACCUGUCGGGGUAGCUUCUUUUUAGGUCGGGUACAAAACGCCUGUAACAUCUGUCCCUAGGAAGGUAUGGGGAGUGGGCCAGUUAGCAACGGCCUCGAUCUUAGCUGGCUCUGGUCGUUGCUUACCACAUCUAACAUGGUGCCCCAAAUAUUGCACCUCCGCCAUACCGAUGUGACACUUGUCAGGCUUCAAGGUCAAACCGGCACCCCUAAUCCUAUCUAUCACUGUCCCUAUGUGUUCUUGGUGAGCCUCCCAGGUGUCGCUAUAAAUAGCGAUGUCGUCCAGGUAUGCACAAGCAUAGUCCUGGAGACCAUUUAGGAGGCGGUCUACCAUCCUUUGGAAGGUGGCUGGAGCGUUCUUCAUCCCUAACGGCAUAACUCGAAAUUGGUCUAUCGCGAACGGGGUGAUGAAGGCUGACUUGGGGACAGCUUCUUCUGCUAGGGUGAUCUGCCAGUAUCCCUUGCAGAGGUCGAUAGUGGUCAGAUAUUUCCCUUUCGAUAUACGGUCGAGUAGUUCGUCUAUCCGGGGCAUCGGGUAGGCGUCUGUCACCGUUUUGUUGUUGAGCUGCCUGUAAUCGAAGGCCCAAUGACUCUCUGAGUGUUCUAUAACUCCUAGGUGAAGCAUCUCCUCUAUUUCCUUCCGCAUCCCGUCCUCAACAGCUUCGGGAAUGCGGUACGGGGGUUGUCUCAAGGGAGCCUGUCCUUGUGGACCGCUAACUGGGUAUACCCGGGUUCCUGGGAGAACGUGGUUUGUUUGGCUUCCAGCAGGUGGUUGGCUUGAGCCCGUUCGUAGGGUCCCCAGUUGGACUAACUCUAUAUUCCUCGUCUCCCCGUCACCCCCUAACAGGUCUGGUAAGGGUAAGGCUUCUGUGUCCUCCCCUGCUGGGGCACAUAUGGCCGUCACUUCUUCGGCCCUUUCUUUAUAGGCUUUGAGCAUACUGAUGUGAAACGUCCGUCUCACAUCCUCAUUCUCACAGCUAGCUAUGACGUAGGUGGUAUCGCACACCUGCCCAAUAACCUUAUACGGAUCCUGCCAGGCUGCCUGAGGCUUGUCUUUCCAGAUUGGCUUUAGAACCAUAACUUUUUGUCCAAUUUGAAAGCUCCGGUGCUUGGCUCUCCGGUCGUACCAUACUCUCUGGUGCCGCUGGGCCGCUUGGAGGUUUUCCCUAACUGUCUGAGCCAAUUCCUCCAUGCGGUCCCUCAGCUCCAGCACAUAGGGCACAAUCGGAGUCCCCUUUAUCUCUGUCUGGCCCUUCCAAUGAUAUUUAAUAAGGUCUAGGGUCCCCUCAUGCGCCUCCCGUACAACACCUCAAAGGGCGAAAAUCCCAUUGAUUCCUGGGGCACCUCCCGGUACGCAAAGAGGAGAUUCAUCAGGAAUCGCUCCCAGUCUCUGUAGGCGCCCGUGAACGUCUUCAGCAUCUGCUUCAGAGUCCCGUUAAAGCGCUCACAGAGACCGUUAGUCUGAGGAUGGUACGGGGAGCUGUUCAGGGGUUUAAUCCCACAAACCUUCCAAUACUGCUGAGUCAAUUCUGCAGUGAACUGCGUACUCCGGUCAGAUAAAAUCUCUUUGGGAAAUCCCACCCGAGAGAAGAUCUUGACCAGGGCAUCAGCCACAGUCUCAACGUGGAUGUUGGAGACAGCUACUGCCUCUGGGUAGUGGGUGGCGUAGUCCACUACGGUAAGUAUAUAGCGCUUACCGGAGUGGCUAGGCUGGGCUAGUGGAAUCUACCGCUACCUUCGUGAAGGGUUCCUCUAUGAUGGGCAUCAGGACCAUUUUGGCUUUAGAGUUGUCUCCCUUUUUUUAAAAUAUAUAGUAAUGGUGAAAUAUAUAAAUAAAAGAAAAGAAAGGGUAGUUCCACACAAUCACCAGCGACUAAUAUUGAGUGAGAGCUCACAAAUUGUAAUAGUGUGGACACUUACCCAGUCAAAAAAUAAAAAUAAUUAUAAUUAUGAAUAAAUAAACCACUGUUUAUUCGUCAGAAACAGUUAGAUAAUAGUUAUCAAAAAUACCAAAGAUAAUCUGGACCUGUUAUAUAAACAAUUAAAAACAAUAUCGCUAUCGUGAAACAAAUGUAACCACACAGCUCUAUAAUGAGUAAGGAAAUUAAGUGGUAAAAACACCCAGACUCUACGUAAAAAAUAACAAAGUGUCUGAGUGUUUCCCCACCCCAAACCCAGACACAAAUAUGUAUGCGGAUAUACUGUGAUAGAGAAAUAUAGACACAAUACCUCUCCUCGGUGUGGGCCCCCACCGAGGUAAAAAAAGGGGGCAGAGAGUCUAAAAAUAUAAUAAGGAAGAAUGCGGCACACUUUAUGUCCUUUAGAGUCGUUGACUGAUGCACCGCGGUCGGAGUCUUCGAAAAAGACCGCGGUGUGGAUCGAAAAUGUACCCCGACACAAUUAAGUAUAGCUUCAGAGGUAAAAUCCAACAAACAUAGCCAAACGAAGGAAAGACUGCCAAAAUAGAUGUAUACUUCCUGCUUUCACUCCAAAACAGCAAUCAAAUAACAGCAGGUCCAGAACUCAGCCUGUCUACGCGUUUCGUCCCUCCCACGGGACUUUAUGAAGACUCCCUUUUUACCUACUCUUUGGCACACCUCACAUGUCUGGCAAUAAUUCCAGACGUCAUCGGAUACCCCAAGCCAGAAAAAGUUCUGGGUUACCCGGUGUAACGUCCGGCGUAUCCCCAAAUGCCCUGCUAAUGGGACAUCAUGCCCUAUUAGCAACAACUCCCGCCGGUACUUCUUUGGGAUUACCAGCGUGCGUUUUUUGCCGGGGUCCGGGUGCGUUGACCCGGGACUCCGUAAGCCUGUACAACCGGCCACCCUCCCAGACUAGCUGCUCCCCUCCUAGUCCCCCUUGAUCUACCCUAGCCUUUUCCCUGUACUUUCUUAGUGAGUAGUCCCCCACUACUUCCCUCUCAAAAUCCUCUGGGGUAUCCCAGGGAAGGGGCUCUACAGUCAGGGGCGGGGUAGGUUGUCUUACCUGGGUCUCAGUAGGAGGCGGAUGGCUCUCGGCAGCACGGCUUUGGGCUCUGGUGGUUACGGCUUGAGCAUCGUGAGUAGGUGUGGGUAUGAAGGAGGAGGUUAGCGGCCCAAUGUCCUUUCCCAAUACGACCUCUGCUGGCAAUUCCUUCAUGACCCCCACAUUGACAUUGCUGGCUCCGGCACCCCAGUCUAGGUGGACCUUGGCAAUGGGAAUCCGAUAUAUAGCCCUCCUGGCUACUCGAACAGCAAUGGAUUACCCGGUCGUUCUGAAUUGUCGAUCAAGAGCCUCUGGACUAAAGUGAUGGUGGCUCCAGUGUCCCUAAGGCCUCGGGCAGUUUUCCCAUUGACCAUCACUAACUGACAAUGGUGUUUCUGGUUGUCAGUGAUGGUGGACUGGACCAGGUGGGUGUAGCGGAUUGCACCAGGCGACCCUACAAAAAUACUGUAUAAAGCUGCAUCCGUGUAUCUGCUGUAUUUUCUGUGUAUUGAAAAAGAAUUGUAUUCCUCUGAUUGUUCGGUAGUUUCAUUCCCUUAGUUUAUUCGAAUGAAACCAUCGAACAACCCGACCUCCCUGUGUGAAGUGUGUCCUCAAUUACCUGUUGCAACAUUGUUGCGAACGGGUAAUUGAACAGUAAGUAGCCGUCCUUUGUUCUCGGGGGUGGCCGCCAUUCGACAAACGAACACGUGGCGGCCCAUUUUAAAACUCCCGAACAGCGGUGUUUUGCCGUCGAGUGUCUGGAACUAAAAUCGGACACUCGAGUAGGCGAACACCGCUGAGACCUCCACAGCCCUGGUCCGUUCGGUUCCAAACUACCGAACGGCCCCUCGUUCGGUAAAUAGAGAAUACCGAGCGAGGGGAUUCAGGCGAACCCUCCCUAGCCUCUAUAGCUAGAGGCUUUCGUGUAUUUUAUUCCCUUAUGCCAGGACCGACCGCAAGGCCCAUUCACAUGGAACCGAAUUCGGCUAUCUCAGUUCGUGCGGUCGGUCAUUUUAUUCCCUCCAUACUUUUCCCGAACCCCUGGUCUGAUCUGGGUGAUUUUUGGAUAUGUUGUUCACCCAGAUCAGGGCUACCAGGGGAUGUAUGAUUUAAAGAGGUACCCCUACGUUUAGGGGUACAUCCAGAAAUGGGGGGAAUUGGUGUGCUGGCUAAGGGGAUUAUGAUGCUGGCUGAGGGGAGGGGAUGUGUGGGAGGUUACCAGGACAGGAUUGGCUACUGUAAUAAUUACUGUAAUCCCUCCCUUGCAUGGGAGCAUGCUUUAUAAGGAGACUGUGAUUAAAGGCUUGUCAGUUAUGCUCCUGAAACUGUGUGUCGUCCAGUUAUUGGGAUUGCUGUUGGGAUAUUGCUGUAUUUUACCUGCUGGAAACCCUGCCUUUGGAUUUACUAUUUACUUGUUCCUGAGUCUCACUUGGAUUAUAAGCGGAGAUAACCUGGGUACUAUUGCAUCUCCGCUACAGUGGGCUUCAUGGAGCUCCUCGUGGCUCAAUUCCCUGGCGUCCCAAGCAGUGGGUGCAGGGUAAUCCACGCAAUGUGCUGCUUCCCGGGGGUUGGAAAACCCAGGGCGAGUCCAGUUGGACCUGGGGGCUUCCAGGGGACAGUUGUUGCGCAGGUGCCCCAGUUACUUGCAGCGAAAACAGCGGGGCUCGUUGUUAGCUGGGCGUCCAGGGUCUGGUAUCUUGCUACUGCUGGUUGUGGUGGCGUCUCGGUCUGAAGAGGCUGAACCUGAGGUUUAGCACGCUCUGCCUUGCGGGCAUCAGUGUACUCAUCCACAAGUUUGGUUGCCUUGGGUAGGGAGAGGGGUCUGUGGUCUCUUACCAAGUCCUUGACGUCUGUCUGGAUAUGGUUAUAAAACUGUUCUAGUAGGAUAAGCUGCAAGAUGUCAUCUACAGUGGCUGCUUGGCAGCUUGUAAUCCAAUAGGAGGCUGAUAACUGUAAGUAGCAGGCCCAUUCUGUAUAGGGAUCCUUGUCCACUUAGCGAGAUUCCCAGAAUUUCCUGCGGUAUGCCUCAGGAGCGCCUCUUUUACCCGCUCAUAACUGUGGAUCUCCUGAUCUGAAACUGCCCUGAAGGCGUCGGCUGCUUUGCCAGUCAGCUUUCCUGCUAAUAUCUGGACCCAUUCGUCUGGAGCCACUUUGUGUAGAGCACACUGGCGCUCAAAAUCUGCCAGAUAGCCAUCAAUUUCGCUUUCUGUCUCAUUUAAACUUUUAAAAGCGCUGAAGGAAAUCUUCCGCGAUUUGACUAUGCUGUUACCCCCGUUCGGUGAAAUUGCUGCUGUUCGUUGGUUUUCAGCCAGCUUCAGUUGUAGCUUUCGCUGUUCCUUUGUGUUCGCAUUUUCAGUCACAUUGUUAAUCAUCUGGAUGAUGAUUUCAGGAGGUGGGUUUGGCCCGAACAGUGGCAGUCGUUCACUGAUCUCCCUGUUGAUCGAUGUUUCAUUUUCCCGAACGGUCGGUUUUGCCGCAGCCAAGUUCUCUCGGUCUAGCUCCAUUAAUUAGUUGAUUAUGCAGGAAAAAAGGAUGAUCCCGCCGCUGAUAACCAGUUGUGAUGGUCAGAAUAGUUAUUCCCGUCUGGUAUUUCCUCAUUCCAUGAAAUAAUAUCGCCAGUAAUCCAAAAGGUUCCAAUAUCGCUGGUGUCGCAUAAUAACCCACACGUGAGCCAAAGCUUAAUGCUGGGACAAGACUGGUUUAAUGGAAAAACAGGCAUCCAAUUUAUACACAUGACACCUCCUCUGAGCCAGCGAGAUAAUGGAGUUUUGGAAACAUGCUAAAAUCAAUUAUCUGCUAGCCAGAAAAAGUUAACAUUGUCACAAUUUUUUAGAAAUACCCCAAAAAUACAUAAAAACCCCACAAACAUCAUAUCCCUCGGUAGCUGAACUCUGUGGGAGAAACAUAUUAAAAUUUCAGCCAAAUCCGUUUGGUAGUUUUCGAAUGGAAACCAUGUUGAAGGUUGACAGGUCUACCACGAGGGUGAAGCCGAUAAACCAUUCCAGAAGAUUUGUGGCAAGAACCGGUCUCCGUUCGUGUAGAUUCAUAUGAAAACCGCAAUAGGUAAAAUAGAAAUGGUUCGUGUAGAAUGCUCCUGUCGUUCGUCGGUUUCAAACUCCCGAAAGCCGUUCGUCUACAGUGCUGGGGAAUAGAACAUAGGGGACUUCCAUAUAGACUGGGGUUCGUGCGAGUGCCAAAAAUGACCAAGUCCCACUGGCCACAUUCGGGAGACAAGAUGGCUGCCGUCCAUUGUUCUCACCACGUGCGUUCGUAUGCAAGAAAUGGCGGCCACCUAGGAGUAGUCAAUUAGUCUGCGGUUUCCGUAUUGCUACACAGUGUUCCAAGUUCGAAUUAGUCCCAGGGUGGUCUCAGUUCGGUAAAACAUAUGAUUUAACGAACGGACAUAAAAUAAAACAAAAAACUAAGGGAAGUAGAUAGCAGGGAGUGCAAAUCGCCGAAUGGUGCUGGGAAUUCCUUCACAAUAGUUGUGCAUUGCAUUGUUUGAGUAGGUUUGUCAGAAGGCAUUUGUUUCCAUGUCCAUGUUCGCGGAAGUGUUGAUAUGAGCGUUGUAUAUACUGGUGAGAAAGCUGGCUUCUCUUCAGAAGGAGUUCCGUAUUUGCAUUUUUUAUUCUUUUUUAUUGAGGCAUGGAAAGUACAAUACAGAAAGAAGAAAGGGCAGUUAUAUCUGUUGUAAAGGCAAUGCAUCCUAAGAUAUAGUACCAGCUGAGGCAAACCUAUCCACUUAAUACUAUUCCUUUAUAUCUAAUGGUUGUCCUAGAAAGGCUGUUUAAUUUAUGUUGUUUCAUGUUGUUCGCUUAAAAAGGAGAUAGAGGGCAUUCAUAUGCUAGUGGUGCGAAAGCCGCUAGCAUUCAUAUGGUAGUUUCACGAACAGUGACUUUCAACACUGUUCGUGAAACGAACAAGGUACCGAAUGGGAGACCACACACAGGAGGUCGUGUGGCUCCCAUUAACAGUUUGCAACAAUGUAUCGUUCCUCAGUUAAUUGAUUCGCGGGGUGGCCGCCGUUCGGAUACCGACCACGCGUCGGUGGCCAUCUUGGAUUCACUUUUAGCCCAGCGGUGUUUGGUCGUCGAGUGCCAGGAACUAAAAUCGGCUACUCGACGGCACGAACACCGCAGGACUUCCAGAUCGUUCUGGAACACCGGUCUUUCAGUAUUUUCCCUCAAACUGUGCAUUCGUGUCUUUUCUGAUGAGUUUAUAUUAAAGUGUAUUUCGUAUGGCAUUCGGCUAAUUGUGCUGGGAUCUGAGCGGUAGUUUCCUGAAGUAUGCGCUCAGAUCCCAGCUAUCUACCUAUAUGUAAUUCGGUCAAAUAGCACGAAUAACGUUCAAGUUAUAUAUUUUUAAGUAAAAAGGCCGGUUCUGCUGUACAGAGGGAUAAUCCACUUAUGGGAGUAUCCCUCUUGUACAGCAGUGCCUGGUGGGAAAAAUGUCCUGUAUGUUCAGUUCCCCAUGUAGUCCCUGUAACUGAUCACCUGGCACCCCAACUGGGUGUCUCUGUUGAUAGAUGCUCCUAGCGCUUCUUGAGGAUUCCAAGCACUCUAGCCGACACCACAACCACCGCAGGCCAAACCUCUCUUCCUUCAGAGCGAAGCAGGAACGAGCUCUUAAAAGAGCUUAGGAGUGAUUAUAGCAAGGGAAUAUGCAGAGCAUAGCAAUCCCUUGUAGCAGAUUCCCCCAAAAUGAGACAGGACUCCAAAUUGAGGGUGAAGUAGAACUGUCUAAAACUUUAUUUUACUUGGGACUAGUCCAUAUGGUCAUUACAUUAAAAUUGCUGUGAAAACUCAAUAAAAUUACAAACAGUCAAAUCAUAGCAGGCAACAUACAGUGACUUAUUAUAACAUAAUUACAUAUUUAUAAAUGGGUGGAGAACAUAAUUAACACAAAAUGACUCUCCUGCAUGCAGAAUUAGCAAUAUGCAAAUCUACCCGAAUAUGCAAAUUACCAGUCUUGCUAUUCAGGUAGUGCAUAUUACUGUUGCUACCAACAGAGGGCACUACACAAGCUCCAUAGUCAAAUCCACCUAGUUGGUAGCAAUCCUCAGCAGUACAGGAGAGCAGGCAUUACAUCCCAGGGGCCAUAGUCACAUGGCAGGAGGCUGGCAAUCAGUCUUCUCCAAUGCCCAGUGGCGAGGCUGGUUCCUCCACAGUCCCCUACUGUACAACCCCUGUAAAGUGAUUAAGGAAACCCCUUGCAUGAGGAACCACAUAAAUACUGGGACCUGUGAAUAAAAACCUCAGUUGACUCCCAGCACUGUGUUUCAUCCGGUUACUGGGGGAUUUGGGAUAUUGCCUUCAUUCAGGGCUUUUCUUGGAUUACUUUCUUUUACCAGCGGAGAUAUUGGGAUUUAAUAUUGCAGCUCCGCUACACCAGUGAUAGACAUCUGUGUGGCUGACCGCCAGUAUAUCGCCGCAACGGACUCCCUUUCCCAGUGUGACGUAGCUCUAUCAAGUAGUGAAAGUGAAUAUAGCUGGUAUAGCAUUACCCCCAUACAUUAUUCGAGACUGAAUGCUGGGAGUAGAUCUCUCUUUAUUUCAGGCAAGCACUCUCAAUUUAUAAACAGACCCCCAUCAGGGGGUCUCCAUACAGAAACACAGUAAACUCCUCCCUCUGUCUGAGAGAUAAUUGAGUCAGGAAACUAACUCCAUUAUCUCUCAGGUACAGGAAAACAUAAGCAACCAAUCUUACAACACCCCAAAAGUAACCCAAAAAUACAUGGAAAGAGUCCCAUCCCCGGAUAGCCCUGAUCUGAGCGCCCAACAUAUCUAAAAAGCGCUCCGAUUGGUUUGGUGGUUUGGAACUGCCAACGGGGUAAAGUUUUGACCGGUCGGCCACGAGAUAAAAGUUCCCACCAGUUCCAGGGAAAUGGUGGGAACAACUGGUCUCAGUUCGAGAGUUUCUGUAAGAAAAACCACACAAGAUAUCUGUAAUGGAUCCCAGUAUUCCAGCUGAGUACAUCCAUGUAGAAUCUCCCAAGUCUCAAGCGUCGUAGUGUUUAUAAGUGUGACUAUAACUCCCAAUGAAGGGGUAAAAUGAUCUGGUUAAUCCAGGCUCAAUGGCCUGCUUUUAUGCAUUACAAGGACACAGAAAACAUGCCCAUGACACUCCCACACAAAACAGGGUAAUCCCUCCCCUGUGCCUGGGAGAUAAUUGAGUCAGGAACUGUACAAACUCAAUUAUCUCCAGGCACAGAAAAGUUUACAAACACCCCAAAAGUACCUUCAAAACACAUGAAAACCCAUCCCCUGAUAGCCCCGAUCUUGGUGACCAACAUAUCCAAAAAUGACCCAGAUCGUCCUAGGGUUCGAGAUUUCCAUGGAAGUCAAUUAUUUGACCGACCACGCAUAUGGUCCUAUGUCCAAAACAGUUCCAUGAAAUCAGUGCUAGCGGUUUUUCAACUUUGGUAACAUAAAAACAAAUUGUGGUGAAAGUAACCUCGCCAUGGGCUCUUGGAGGGGCCUGCUGGCCAGCCUCUUGCCAAAAGACUAAGAGCCCUUUAAUCCCUUAAGGACCAAACUUCCAUGGAGAUCCCGAACCCCUGAACCAAUCUGGGUGAUUUUGGGAUAUGUUGGUCUCCCAGAUCAGGGCUAUCAGGAGAUGUGACUUUUGUGGGUGUUUCCAUGUGUUUUGGGGGUACUUUUGGGAGAUAAUUGAGUUUAGUGUAGUUCCUGACUCAAUUAUCUCCCAGGCACAGGGGAGGGAUUAUCUUGUUUUGUGUAGGAGUGUCCUGGACCUGAGAGCCAAUGUAAUCAUGUGUAUGUUUUUGCUGUAGUCUACUCUCCAGUGGGGAAUGCCCCUGAUAUAUAUAUAUAUAUAUAUAUAUAUAUAUAUAUCCAGAAACCCCUUGCAUGGGGAGUUGCAUAUAAGACUGCAUGUGGCUCCCAUUAAAUAAGUUCCUUUUCACCCUCAACAUAGAGCUUCGUCUCAUGUGUGGAGGGGACACUCUAGGGAUUGCUAUAAUCACUAUACUCCCUUGGAUUACAACACUUGUCCGCCACAUGAAGUUUAAACGGAUUCCCAAACUGAGGAAGAGAAUGGUUCCUGGGAAAGCAAAACAGGGGUUAAUAAGCCCAGAGGUGGUCCGCAGUUCGUGAAUUUGUUCGGGUCCAGAACAGUACAAAUAAAUCCCACAAACCAAGUCUUUUUACCAGCCUUUUCUAUGGUUCAGUCAGUUGGCCGGAGGCUAGCUUCCACACUCGUCCUGGGGAGGGGGCGUUCGUCACGAUAUCCAAUUGCUUUCACGUAGCGAAUGCUCCCCCAUUCGGUAAUUCAUAUCUCCCGAACGCAGUUCAAAUAGGUGGUCGGGAACUGGGACGCGGUGUUCAUGGAAUUGCUUACCUGAAAUGAGUUCCAGACACUCGAAGACCAGGUACAGCUAACUGCGUUCAGGAGACGAAAUGUCCGCCAUCCAUUCUGCCAUCCACGUGCCACCCAGGUAAGCAUUUAUUAAUUGUUUCCUUUGCGGUUUUGCACCUAAUAAUUUUUGUUCCAUGUUCGAAUGGGGUGCUGGGGUGGUCCUCAUUCGGGAACCGUACCAAGUGAGUUCGAACAACCAUGCGAACGGGGAUAAAAGGAAAUAGUACCGAUCCAAGUGAUAGGGCAUUCCUUCACAAUCUGGCUUUGCAAACUAGCAAUAACUAGGUCAGAGAUUCUGUCCAAAAUAGGUGAACUUAGGCUACACAAAUAAAAUUCAGGCAGUGCUACUUUGAGCAAAGUCCAGGAAGUAAGGCUAAGCACAAGAGUAUGAAUGAGAGUCAGUUGGCAGGCAUCAACCGAUACCAUAAUUACGGUUCAGUAGGAAUCCAGCACCGCUGCCAUGUAAGAUAUGCUGAAUGGUUUCACCGCAACCUCUGGACCUCACAUGGGCAGUUCUUAUGGCAUUAAAAUCGACAUGGCGGUGCACUGUCCUCACCUAUCCCCAAUUAAGUCUGUAAGUGAUGCCUUUACUUCAUCUCCAGAGAAAGGAGCCUUCUGGGCACUUGUAGAAAUUGUUGUGGAUGACUGGUGGGCUGACAGUCCAUCUUGGCUUUGUGCCAGAAUGAGUAGGACGUUGCGACUCCACCAGAAUCUUCCUCAGUCCCAGGCUUGGUAGGUGACCGUUGCCUCUGUCUUGCCUCAAUCCGUUCCCAAAAGGUCAAAGACUGCAGCAAGUCGGGACUCCCAUAGAGAUGUGUUCUUGUGGGGUCCCUGAGAUUGCAGGGGACAUUCUUUGGGGACAAUGGCGGUGUGGCGGGCUUCCUGUAGCUGGUAGCCAUAGAGGCGGGCAGCUUUCUGUAGCUGGGGCUCCCGGGUACAGAGGCUCAUGGGAUGAAAACCCCUUGUCACCAGAGGUGGGAAGCCCUGAGGAUGGGUGGCGGGAACAGGGGACAAAGGGACUGGAGCUCCAUUUCCGUCAGGAGACCCCUGGGAGGGGGAGGACCCUGAAAGGGAACAGGGGACAAAGGGACUAGGGUUCCGGAUCCAUUAUACGACCCCUGGAAGGGGACAUUGUCUUUAUGUGUGAUCCACCCCUUGCAUGGGGAAAAGUAUAAAGCAGAGUGUGGCCAAUAAAGUUGUUGUUGUACCCCUGGAACUGUGUGUCAUCCAGUUACUGGGCAGGGGCGUACCUAGAGCAUUUGGCACCUGGGGCUGGUCCUAUUUUUGGCACCCCCCCCUCAACUUUUAAUAUUAAAAACAUCCCAAUUUUUUUUUUUAAUGUAUUUAGCACUGAGCAGUGUUUGUGUGUCAUGCAUGCAUGCAUGUUUUUGUAUGGAGUAUAUGUGAGUGAAUGUAGCGGUGUGUUUGUAUGUAGUGUUGGCGUUUGAAUGCAAGCAUGCAUUUGUGUGUUGUGUAGUAUUUGAAUGUAGUGAUAUGUGUAGCGGAGAGGUAGUAUCAUUCACAAUAUCUCCAGUGGUAGACAGUAACAGCAUGUAGUAAUCCAGGUAAAACAAGUACAGCAUACAAUAAUCCCAGUAGCGUUAUACAGAUCCUUCCUUCCCAAGGGCUAGACGACACAUAGGCUGGGAGUCAACUGAGGUUUUAUUCACAAGCUCCAGUAUUUAUGUGGUUCCCCAUGCAAGGGGUUUCCUUACUGACUUUACAGGGGUUGUACAGUAGGGGACUACAUGGGGAACUUAACAAUCAGAGCAUUUCUCCCAACAUGCACUGCUGUACGAGAGGGAUACUGUCACUGUUAAGUGGAUUAUCCCUCCAUACAGCAGAACUGGCUUUUUACACAAAAAUCUAUAACUCUAAUAUUAUUCGUGCUAUUGUACCGAAUAACCGUUCGGCAGUUAGCUGGGGUCUGAGCACAUACUUUGUGAAAGUACCGCUCAGAUCCCAGCACAAUUAGCUGAACCCCGCACGAAAUACACUUGAACACAAAUUCUUCACAAAAGUCCCGAAUACACAUGCAGAGAUAAAAUACCGAAAGACCGGUGCUCCCGAACGGCCUGGAAGUCCAGCAGUAUUCGUGCCGUCGAGUAGCCGAUUUUAGGUCCAGGCACUCGACGACCAAACACCGCUGGGCUAACAAAGGAUCCAAGAUGGCCGCCGCGUGGUCGGUAUCCGAACAGCGGCCACCCUGAACAUCUAUUAACUGCCGACUGAUACUUUGUUGCGAUCCGUAAUGGGAGCCACACGACCUCUUGUGUGUGGUCUCCCAUUCGGUAGUUUGUUCGUUUCACGAACAGUGUUGAAAUUCACAGGUCAUGAAACUACUGUAUGAAUGCUGGUGGCUUUCGUGCCGCCAGCAUACGAAUGCUCUCGUUCACAUAAAAUACAGAAUAGGGAACAUGGACAGUUCAGGUAGUCUUAAAGCCACAAUAUCACAUACAUGUAAAUACAGUCUUAAGUGGGAAAUACAGUCUUAAGUGGCUAGGUUUGCCACAGUAUGGUUGUAUAUAAUGGUGGGGUUUGUAUGUAGUGUUGACGUUGAAAUGCAUGAGUGUAUUUGUGUGUAGUGUUGGCGAGAUUUUGAGAUGUCUGCACAUAUAUGGACAUACACACGUGCAGAUACAUAUACACACAAACACAGUCACACACAGAUACAUAUUGACACACAUGCAGACAUCGUGGCGACUCUAGAAACAAUAUAUAGGGGGGCACAUAAGAUACCACAGUCAAAACAGGAGGGGGAGAGGCAGCAGUAAAACUUCUAGCUAGGGGAUGGGGUAAUAUGCUGCCAUUGACUGUCUGAUGCCAGCAUGCUGGCAUCUGACUACACAUUUGCAUAUAAUUCACAUUAGCCACCCAGAUUUCUUGUUGUGGGCUGGCUGACACCUCUUCAUUUCAAUCUUUGUUUAGAUAACUCCUCUAUUUGCUAUCCUUUGUAGAAUUGCCAUAUUUAAGGACACCAAAUAAGGUGCUAUUUGCUAAACAGCACCCUCAUUUGGUAUCUUUAUGGAAAUCUCACAUACGGGCACCAAUUCAGGGAAUGAUCUACUAAACAGCUAAAGGAUUAAAAAAACGCACUUUUCUUAUUUUCAGUUGUUUAGUAGAUAAAUCCCUUAUUUGUUAUCCUUAUGUGAACACACACACACAAUCACACACAUAAUCACAGAUAUACACAAACACAAUCACUGACCCACACACAUACAAUUACAGACACACAAUCAUUACAUACAUACACACAUUUAAUAAUUAAGAGGUGCACCCAGCCUCCCUACCUUGCUCUAGAAGGGCUGGAGUUCAUCCUCAGUCCCUGGUGGUCAGUCGUUGCUGCUGGGAUCUCUGUGCUCUUCCUGCACAGGUCCAUCGCACGCCCCGUAAUGACGCUGAGGCCACGAUGACAUCAUAUCCUGGCUGCCGGCUCACUGCAGGGCGAAGACCAUCAGACACAGUCAGAUGCACACAGUCCCACACACAGUCACUCACACACAGUUACAGGCAGACAGUCAAACACGCAGGCAAUCACACAGGCAGACAGUCACACAUACACACACAGAUUCACAGACAGUCACACCCACAAUCACAGGCAGACAGUCACACAUUCACACAACACAAUCGCAGACAGUCACAGACAGUCUCUCACACACACACCCACAAUCACAGGCAGACAGUCACACACACAGAGUCACACAGACAAUCACAGGCAGUCACACACAAUCACAGGCAGACAGUCACACAUACACACAACACAAUCACAGACAGUCACACACACACACAAUCAGACAGUCACACACACACAUUCGGUAGUUCAUUCGUCUUUUAAGGAAUAUAAUCAGGAAACACACAAACAACCAGAGACUGGCAAACAAACAGACAAAAUAGUCUAAAAUAACAAUCCAGAGGCAGAGAGGUCUGCCACAGGUGGUAUUUGUCAAAGUAACAUCCACAUGACCAGGCAACCUUCUUGCAUUGCUCCAUGGUCCAAAUCUGAUACUCAGUUCCUCAUUGAAGGUGCUUUUGGCAGUAAACAGGUGUCCUCAUGGGGACUGUGACCGGACUGCACCUACACUGCCCCAUAAGUAGAAAACUGUGCUGCACUUCUUGUUUGAAUACCCUGUUUAGCAUUAUACGCAUUAGAAUGGUAAAGUUUAGCACUCUAUACAGUGGUUUGGUCCAGUUUAGUGCCUAUAACUGCUCCCAUUUUCAGUGCUGUCAUUCAAUGAAUGUCUAUAACUGCUCUCAUUCUACUGAUGUCAAUUGAUGAGUGUCUAACUGCUCUUUUUGUACUGAUGUUGCUCUUGUCUUACCCAGGUUUCCUUGGAGUCUCUUGUUGAGAUCACAGAGGAAUUCACAGUGGAAUCCUGCCCCCAAGAUUUUACACAUGCCCAAGUGUCAAGAGUACCGUCUACUGAGGACCAAACUAAGAAAGAAGAAGAGGAAACUGAAGAGACCCCCAAACAAACAACGACAACCCAAAGAUCUUUAACAGUUUUCCAACCUGUUCCUCCUCCGCCACAGUGCCAGAAAAUAAAAAGGCCAUACCGUCCACAUCGUGGGCCACUACGUUCAGCUGGUUUGAAGGAUAUCACUAAAUCUCUUGAGGAGACAGAGAAAGAAAUGUUCCUGAAGCAGCUACUUGAAAUAAAACAAGAAAAAAAGGCUGAUAAAAACAUCCUACUGCCACCCGCCCUCUACAACAUACUGAAGAUUCAGCUGGGAAGACCUCCGCAGAAAAAGGAUGUGAUGUAUGAUGAGGCAGGCAAUGUCCUUUCUGUGCCAAAGCUUGACCCAGCCAGACUUCCAAAGCACCAUGUACACCCUCAGGUUAUAAUGAUGGGCCCAACAAAGGAGUCUGAUGAAAAAGGAAGAAAACCCUUAGUUAAAUCUGGACCAUCAACCAGCAAGCAUCUAAAAGGGAGCAGGAGAACUAUAGAAAAAGACCUUGACCUGUCUUUGGGGGCCUUCCAGCACAUUCCUUCUUCCUCAAAUUCUGAGAAGCUUAAAGAGUGGCUGUCCAAACCGUACACCUUUUCCAGCAGCACACUAGCUGAGAGUACUAGAACCCCAAUCCCACUCUCAGAUGGGAUCCCUCUGGACACCAUGCAGCUGUCCCACGGGGUGAUCCUACGAGAGAGCAACAGCACAGAGCGAGGUUCUUUCCACAGCUUGAAGCUGAGGGAGCAGCUGUUGAGAGAAGAAGAAAGGAUGUUACAACCUAUCCAAGCCUCUGCCACUCUACCUACCAUAUCUGUAGACCAACUUAUCAGGAACCACAUCCCUGAGGUGCACCCUGUGCCUCAUUUAACAUCAUAUUAACUCACAGUGACUAACAUGAUGAUUGAGACUGACCAUGCUGUGGGUGAUCACCUCUAGGGGCAGCAAGCUUCUUUUUCAAUAAAAUCCACCCCUGUUCUUGAAAGGGUUUUAAUUUUUCCUAUAAAAGCAGGUUUUCAUAUGCACCGAUAUUUU
Pelobates cultripes (western spadefoot toad) is the source of this 49352-nucleotide messenger RNA. Lineage: Eukaryota; Metazoa; Chordata; Amphibia; Anura; Pelobatidae. The record is from the annotation of a GenBank genome assembly.